AUGACCUGUGGAAAGGUAAAUAUUAAAUGGUUUUGCUGUUUAUCUGAACAGAAUAUGUGAGCUGAAUAUAUCCACCCUGGGAAUAGUGUGUGUGUGUGUGUGUGUGUGUGUGCGCGCGCGCGCGCACGCACAGGAAAUUAAGAUGCUAUUAUUUUGGCAUUUUUAGCUUUCAACAGAACAGGAAAUAAAUUAAACACAGGCAUAAUGUGAGGCAUCAACCCAGCAGCCCCUCACAAACCAACCCAUACAGUCUAGACCACAGUGUGCCAUAACAAGAGCUCAGGCUACAUGGCAGAACAGUUACAGAGCAAACAUCUUGAAGUGGUUUUUAACUGGCAGGAACAUAAAUUGUAGGGAUUUACAGUCAUACCUCUUGUUACGUUUGCUUCAGGUUGCGCGUUUUCAGGUUGCAUCCCGUGGCGACCCAGAAGUACCGGAAAGGGUUACUUCCGGGUUUUGCAACUCACACAUGUGCAGACAGGGCAAAUCACGACAGGGCAAAUCACAUGUGCAGACAGGGCAAAUCACAGGUUGCGAAUGGGGCUCCGGAAUGGAUCCUGAUUGCAACCAGAGGUACCACUGUACUGCUAAGAAACUACAUUUUGUAUAAAUCUCCACAGCUACUUAAGAACAUAAGAAAGAGCCUGCUAGAUCAGGCCCACAGCCCAUAAGCAGAACCUAAGCACAAGAGUACUCUGCCCACUUGUGAUUCCCAGCAACUGACAUUUAGAGGCAUAAUGCCUCAGUCAGUGGAGGCAGAACAUAUUUCCGUCAUCACCACAGACUGCCCACCUUGUAGAGAUACAGACAAGCAUUUUUGAGGCUACAGUGCUAUAGACACUUACUUGGAAGUAAAGUCCACUGCAUUCAAGGCAGGAGUUCAGAGCAGAAGUCCAGGACCUCGUUGAGCACAAUGGGCUGGGAGAUCCUGAAACACCUCAAGAUUGGCUUAACACAUUUUGAAUUAACCGAGAGUGUCACACAUUGCCAUCUAAAGAGGAGACCUGCCAUAACAUAGAAUCAUACAGUUGGAAGGGACACUGAUGACCAUCUUGUCUUGCAAUGCAGGAACCCCAUACAGGGAUUGAACCUGCAAUCUUGGAAUGGUCAGCCCCAUGCUCUAACCAACUGAGCUAUGUUCAGAGGUUUCACUAAGGCCUCAGUCCUACAAACAUUUAUAUUCACAGUAAAUAUGUAUAAGUGUGUACGAUGAGUCCAGAAUAAAAAGAGUAAAAAGGAAUUUAGCAAGUAAACAGGCUUUCAAGUAAGUAUGCAUCCAUUCUGGUUGUAAGACUAUUGAAACUGGUGGGAGCUGCAAGAUUAUGACCAGAUAUUAGGGAUACUCUCACAGUUGCCUCCUCUGUAUUUUCCUUUCACAUUUUAAGGUGCCAAUAGAUCAGCUUCUGAUGGGAAACAGGAUGAAUUACCCUCAUAUUAGAGUUGCAUGGACCCAUUUACUUUCUUCAUGCUUUGAUUUCUGGACCACUGAACAAAUUGUUUGCCAGAGCUUUUCAUAUCUUUUGUUCAACUAGAUUUCCUUUUACAUUUGCUAGUUGUACUGUGAAUAUUAAAAUACUGAGCAUUUAAUAAGAAUAUUAAAAUACUUCUUUAAAGAUGAAAAAAAUCAACAUAAGAUGGUAUGCUCACAAUUACAUCAAUUAUCCUUUUAGCUAACAGAAAGGUCCUGACACUAGUUCCUAUGUUCAUGCAGAUCGAACUGUGCAUUGUUCCACAUUCGUUCAAUUAAUGUAAAGGAUCCAAGUAAAUUGAGUUGAAGACAGCAUUAACAAUGUUAACUGUAGAAGGAGAGAUUUUGGGGGCAGGGAAGCAAGUGGCAUGCUUGAAAUUUAGGUUUAAAAGGCAGUCUUACAUUAGACACCUAUGUUUUAGCUUUUACAUUAGUGGGACUUUUCCUUUUAUUCCUGUAUGGUUUGUUGAAAGAAAGAAAGAAAGAAAGAAAGAAAGAAAGAAAGAAAGAAAGAAAGAAAGGGCGAAAGAGCUUUUACUUGAUGAGCACUAGCAAGCUGUAGGAAACUUAGAAUGGAGAUAUAGAUCAGCACUAGCAAGCAAGCAGGUCAGGCUUUAAAUGGGGAACCAUGCACAAUUACACCCAUUCCCAGCAUUCCUAGUGCAGUCUUUUAAUAUUAAAAGGAAGAAUGUGUGUAUAUGUACAUCCGAUUACUUUAAAAAAAAAAUAUGUGCAGUUUUAAAUGAAUGGGGAGCAAUGCGCACUGGGAUCUUGGCCAACAUAUGACUUUAUUGAUUUAUUUAAAAAAUUUAUACCCCACUUUCAAUCAAGUUAUUCUCAAGAAGACUUAUAAGCAACUGAUAAACUGAUUUAAAAAACCCUUACGCAUGAACAUGCAAGUUCAUAUGUAUUCAUGGGGGGGCUGCCCUCCCCCAUGAAUGAAUUAAUGGGGGGUGUCUAUGAGAAGGUAGUGGUGGUAAAUGAGAUGCAAAGAGUUUUCCCCAACCUGGAUUUUUUUAAAACCACACAUCAGAUUUGAGGGUUAGGGAUGGGUGGAGGAUGAAGGAAAUGAAAUGAUGUUGACAUUGUCAAGGCGUCCCCCAUCUCUGCCAGUUUUACCAGUGAUCAAACACUAUAGGCCACAAACGACAGUGCAGAAAAGUCGACCCAAACUGCCUGACUGUUAGCAACAGUCUUAGAGACGUAGUCACACAGGGCACAAUGUGCCAGAGGUGGAAAAUGGGCUUGAUAUUUUGCUGACAGUUAUCCAAACUCUGGUAAUCUCCUGUUCAGAUGAUUGCAAUAUGUUAUACAUGUGGCUGUUUUUGAAGAAGGUCCAGAAGUGUCAGUUAGUGUGAAACAGGGUUGCAAAAAUUCUGACUGGGGCAGAUUGUACAGACCAUAUUUCACCAGUUCUAACAGAACUUCACCAGCUGCCAAGUAGCUUGUAAAACCAAUUCAAAAUCUGGUGCUUACAUAAGCAGCUCUAAAUGGUAUAUUAAGGGUUCAAGUACCUAAAGGAAUGUAGACACCUGUAUUAGCCUUUAAGGUCACCAUCUAGAAUCGUUCUCAAAGUGUCUCUUUUACUGGAAGUAGGGAUGGGUGAAACUGUCAAAGUCACUUUCUCUCAGUUCCCAUAUUUUUCCAGUUCUGAUUUCAGCAUUUCUACACCAGUUUUGUUUAAAGUCCUCCUCAUAAUUCAGCAGCAUUUUAGUGUGUAUCCAAUUCUCCCUAAUAGAAAAUUUUUCACAAAGCAUUUUUUUCUAACAUAAUGCAUUUUAUGCUCUUGAAAAUAUGCAUUUUGGUGCACACUUUACCCAGAUAUAUACAUUUCUGUACAUGUCACUUGGUUGGAGAACUGCAUUGCAAAAUUCAGAGAAGUGCAAAUUUCAAAGAAUGACUCUGUUUCAGUUCACAUAUUAUUUCAGGAAGUGCAAAUUAGGUAGGUUCACCUUCAAAUGAGAGCAGAAACAGUUUUAAGAUGAAUAAAAGUGUGCUCUCUCACACACACUUCUCUUUUCUCCCCUCUUUCUCUCUUUCUGCCUUCCCAAAGAAGUUUCAGUUGUGACAGCCUAGUUAUAGAGGGUCAUCCCCAAGGAGUCAUGAAUAACAUCAACAUUAUUUUAUAUUAGGCACAAGACUGAAACUUUGUUAUUCACUCAGAUGUUUUAACUAUUCUUGUCAGUUCUUGAUGAAGGGAAGAAUAGAAUUGUUUUAUUAAAUAAAUGUAUUUCCCUGCACUGGAUGGAGAAGAUAUGGUGACAUUGCACAUACCUGAUGCUGUUGCAAAACUGACAUACCUUGUGUACUUCAUUUGCUAGAGCACAUAUCUCCAACAUAAAUACAGUGUUUCUACUGAAGUUGUUGUUAAUGAGAAGGCCAAAAUAUCCAGGACCUCCCUGUGCGCAGUUGAGGAACCACAAAGGUGUUGGUCAGGCUGCAGUACAAAUCUUGUUGUAUAUUACAAUUACAAUAUAGAAGUUAAAGGGACUACUGCAAAACAGAGUUAAUUCUACUAGGUAGCCAUUACUGAUAAGUAUUUGUCCAACAAUGAUUAUGAGCAGGAGAAAUAAGCAUUCUUCCCCUGGGACCACCUUUUUCACACAGUUCGGGAGUUGCAAGUCCAAUUUAUUGAAAUGGUAUUUAUGUAUGUGUAACUGUGAAAGAUCAUAGCUCAAGAUAAUUACAGCACAAGUCCUCCUUUCAGGGAAAAUGUCUACACCAUCUGUUUUACUUUGACUCAAUUUGCUAAGGUCCAAUUAAGAAACAUGUUUAAGUCAACAACUCUUUUUUUCCCAUUCAGUCAAGACAAAUGAAGACAGCCCUAUUCCCCCUGGACCCUGUUCAUAUUUUUUCAAACAACUUUGCAAAUGAAUUUGAAAAUCUGUGCACCAACCCAUCUACCGUUCUCUCUACAUUUGAAAAGUAAGGUAAAUAAGACUCUUGAUACAUUUUGAUGCCAUUGUUUUGAUGGGAGUUGGAGAUAAAGGCAAGAUACUAAUAUGAUACAUCUGAAGGAUGAGUGCAGGAGUAAAUCAGACUAGGAAGUGGUCAGUCCACACAUACUCUACCUGCACCCGACAUAUAUACCAGGAUGUGGGGGUUAGCACUUCUUCCCAUAUUUGUUAAUUAGUGGUACAGUGGUACCUCGGGUUAUGUACGCUUCAGGUUACAGACUCUGCUAACUCAGAAAUAAUACCUCGGGUUAAGAACUUUGCUUCAGGAUGAGAACAGAAAUCGUGUGGCAGCGGUGUGGCAGCAGUGGGAGACCCCAUUAGCUAAAGUGGUGCUUCAGGUUAAGAACAGUUUUAGGUUAAGAAUGGACCUCCGGAACGAAUUAAGUACGUAACCAGAGGUACCACUGUAUAGUGGAACAAGGACAUGGGGAAAACGCAGCAGAACACAGCACUAGAACAUUUUUCUGAUUGACCAGACUGCCAAGGUCACUGACAGCCUCUCCUGGUUUUGGCAACUGAAUGAUACAUCUUUCAAUGCUUAUUAUUGUUUGUAACAUAUUAGUAUAGAGAAAACCAGGAAAUUACUUCCAGCUUCUUAUUCUUAUUUCUAUAGUGCCCUUCAUCCCAAGACCACAGGGAGGUUUACAAUACGAUUCUAUGACUGUCAGCUCAUACUAAUGAAUUUGUAUUUUGCUAGGUACUGCCUCUCUCUCUCUCUCUCUCUCUCUCUCUCUCUGGGUGUGUCUGUCUCUUUCUGUGAGUGUGUGUACAAUAUAUCAGCACAGCUGCAUACAUUUUUGGACUUUCCACUGAGAUGUGCUUUCAUGAUGAGCUCCAGUACCACUUCAUCACUGAUACUAAUCUGUACGUGAUGUAAGAGUCUAAAUGUCUACAUACUUGCUUUCAUGACAGGAGGCGCAGAAUGACUGGGAUCAGGCACGUAAGACCAGCCCCCAUGCAUACUGUACAUUUAAAGUACUAUUAUAUCACUUCCAACAGUCAUGGUGUCUCCCCCAAGAACCUUGGAAGCAGAAAUUUGUUAAGAGUGCUGAGAGUUAUUAGAGAGCUGUUCACCUCAAAGUGCUGCAGUUUCUAGAGUAGUUUAAAAAUAAAAUUCUCUUCCCAGGGAACUCUAGCUAAAUUUAGUCCCCCCCCCCAUCUAUGUUACUGUUAAGUUCUAUAAAUAUAAAUGCCACACUGAGACUUAGAAGGAGGGGGGAGCUGGGAGGCAGCACCACCUCCUAAAUUUGCUGAAAGGAAGAAGGUAGGAAAGUCUGCUCAUUGAGGGCAGUCUGAAUGGGGCAGUCUGAAUGAAUUAGUCUCUGAUGGGAAACAGGGUGAAUUGCGUGUCCAGACGUGACAGCCCCAGCCCCCAGGGAAAGUGGGAAAGGAAAUAAAGACUCUGGCAAUGUUAUGGAAUUAAAAUUAGGCCACAACUUUAUUAAACUUCUGAAUGUAGGAAUACCUUGGCUUAGGCCUUGGGCGUGUAUCCCUCCCAGCCCCACAGCCAGCGAACUGGGGCACAUCAGGGUAAAUGGGAUAUGGGGGUGCUCUGCGUGAUGUAAGUGUAGGCAGGCAGCCGAGCCCAUAUCCCCGCACGCAGGGUAAUUCACUGACAACCUUUCAGUGUAUGGCCAGUGACACCCAUUUAUGUAACCCGUUUAAGAGGGGAUCCUGGAAUCGCAGCUGCAGGGGGGUCAGUCACCACCACCACCCCAUUGCAGGGAAGAAAAGACUAAAGGAUUCCACCCAAGGCCAUAACCGCCAAAGUUGUGACAAAUUGCUACGGGGAAGAUACAACCUGCCAAUGCAGGAAAAUUUCUUCCCGGUCCUUCAACAGCAACCAGUCAAAGACCGAAGCAGCACCCGCUAAACAGGAAGAAAAAGUUAACCUGUAAACAAGAAACAUUAACAAAGGGAGGGUGAAUCUCCAGAGCUGUCUGCCUGGCUAAUACCAGCUCCCCCCCCCCUAUUUAUAAUGGUCUGGCCCCAUUUCCCAGGAAACAAAACUUAAAUCUGAGGCUGGGCAUGAACCUCUGAACCACUGAGAAGCAGGCCAGCCCCCUUCUACUAGCACGUUCCCUGGGAACUGUAGCACCGCACACGAUCCCGCAAAAGGCACCCACAAUAUAGUGUGAGUGCUCAUUAGCAGACUUUGACCUUAGAAUUGGUAGUUCUGAAAUCAGAACUUCUGAAAUCAGAAUAAUCUCCACUGAUGAACACUUCAGUUUUGCAAAGAUAAAGUCUGAUUCUUUGACAGCUCUUUUUCAAUAAGGCAGACUUUCCAUAUUUUUGUGACGCAUUUAGAAAUAAAGCCAGACCGUGCUAGCCAUGUCUAAAGAAUCUCAGUUGCUGAAUAUUAUUUAGAUCCCAUACUCUUCAGUUUUUAUAAGACAAGUUAUUACAGACAGUAAAGUUGGGUUCAGAAUUCACUUACCUGUCAUUUCCAUUAACUGCUACCAGUCAGAGUGAUAAUUUUUACAGUGAUAAUUUUACUGCAAAAUAAUUCAAGAGGGUCCAGUAAUUUUGCAAUUUCUUUAUCUUUUGUAUCACAAGUUUUAUUUUCAAUCAUAGGAAGCUAAUCUCUCUCCAUUUGUCUUCACUGAACACACUAGCAAUUGGAAGCAUAAGCUAAGUAGAAACUUCAGUUUUGACAUCAACAUUAUUUCCAGACUUUCUGUGCAAUACAUUCCUUUUUAUUGGGGUGUUCAAUAAACUGUUUUGUUUUUUUUAACCAACCAACCUGCACACAAAAUUACCUUUCCUUCAGCAGUUUUGAUCCAUCUCUCCACUACCACCCCAGCCUAGAUAUCAUCCUGGGUGUUUUUGGUGUGUGUUUUUUUUACUUCUGAGUCUUUUAUCUGUGAUUCUGGCUCUCAUCUUUUACAGAACCACAACAAGUUGCUGGAAUGAACAUAAGCUAUCACUUGAAAUCAUUCAUUUUUCCACAGAGCUUAUUUCAAGCAGAAUCCUUCUACUCAGACCAUCUACUAAUAAUCUGUAUCAUAAGAGAAGGGAAAAGAAGGAGAGGGGGAGACACACACACACCGAGAGAGAGAGAGAGAGAGAGAGAGAGAGAGAGAGAAAUUGAACAGAAACCAGAAUUAAGCUGUUUAUAAAAAGAAAUUAGCUUUCUUGGCCAAUUUGAAUUCACCCAUUUUUGUUCAAAAUGAAGUUCUUAAAGAUACUUUUACUUCUCCCUGUUACAAUAUUGUGGCUACAAAGUGUGAUUCAAGCUCAUGAUAAUAAAAUUUCACAGCAGCCUAAGAUUACUUUCUCAGAGGCUCUAGGUGAGCCUAUGCAAUAGGGGACUAAGGGAAACCUAUCCUAUAGGGCUGUACAGCUGAACUACCCCACCCCGUGCCACCCUACUUCAGGAACCCCCUGUGACAAAUUUCCACCAAAAGAGUGAUUUCCAUUUUUUUGUUCAUCCUUAAUGGAUACAUGGAACCAUUUUGUCACACUUGUAUACAAUAUUUUAAGAGAUAUUUUUAUUUUAAAAUUCUAUAUAGUACUCAUAUAUUAGCUCUCUCUCUGUGUGUGUAGUAUUUCUACUGUAUUUUAAUGUAUUUCCUUAUUUCUGCUCAAGUAAAUUUCACUUGAACUAGCCCAGGUAUUGUUUCAAUCCUGCUUGAGCUUGUUUUAAGUGAGGCGGUGUGUGUGUCACAGGCAUACAUUUGGAAGUGAUCAGCAAAAAGUAAGUGACAUUGUCUCACCAUUUGCUACUAGCCUCCGAUAUUGUGAUUCUUUCCCAAGACAUCAGUGGCUGCAACUGACUGCUUGUUUCUUAGGUUCUUAUUCAUUUUGGUGUCACUGAUGACAGUGUCUCGUCUCAAGCGUAUCACUGCACUCAUGACGGCUGCCAGAUUUCUUGUUAGGAAACACUGUGGUUUGCUUUUGGCUCCAAAUCUGAGAUCACCACAAAAAGAAACAAAUAUACUUUUACAUUCAUGACUUACAAUUAAACAGAUAAAGUUUCAGCAAGACUGAGGGAUAUCAUCAACAACAGCAAAAAUGCCCCAGUGUUAUUCUGAUGAACCACUGCAUUGGGCUUAAAGAGAGUUUUUAAACAAAUAUAUUGACUCUGUGUCGCGGAGGGUGGGACUGGCUGAUCUUAAAAAGUUUCAAGAUGAGCCAGAACUUGGAAGCAGUCUGAUGAUAAUUAAGGAAGAAGCCUCCGUGGUUAUGAAUGAGUUUCCGUCAUCGCUGGUAUUCCCGGCAUCUUCUAGUCCCACCCAACCAUCCCAUCUAUCACCUCUGAAAAUUUAAUUAACAGACUGUUUAUCCCACUUCUUAGAUCACUAAAUUCAGGAAGGAUGAUGCUGAAAUAUUGAUUGCCGGCACUCUAAUUGAUAGCUCUUCACCAAACUGAAUGCACUGUUGUUUUUCAUUAACCUUUACUUUAGGUUUCUAAGCUAGUUUUCAACUUGUGUGACAAAGUGUCCCUCUAAGUCAAUUUGAAUAGGAGCUUCAAGUAAAACUGCUGUGCCAUGCUUUAUUUGCCCCAUUUGCUGUUUCUCUAUGACCCAGGACCAAUAUACUAUGGAUUGAAUCUAGAACAAGACUGCACACAAUCCUAUACAACCUUACAAGGUAGUAAGUGCCAUUGAACUCAUUUCUAGGUAACGUGCCUAAGAUGGCAUCUUAAAUAGGUGGAGCCACUGAAAUCAGUGAAACAAGUUAUGAAGGACUUAUCUCCCAAGGCUUUUAAUGGGAAGAGACCCAGUAAAAGGAGGAUAUCAACUUUUAUUUCUUUGCCUUGCAAAGCAAAACCAGCAUCUCACCAUAUUCUGAAGUCCAGAAAACCACAGUAAAAUUCAAUUUAUCUGAGUGGUUGGAUGGAGCCCGCAGUGGGUAGGGAGCUGGGGUUUAGGACUACACUGAUUUGUACCAGGAGUGUUCAAUAACUAUACCAGGAUUGACUAACUAGUGUUAGAUUGCAGCUCCUCUCAUCUCUGACCAUUUCCCAUGCUGCCUGAGGCUGAUGGGAGUUGGAGUUCAACAACAUUUGAACAGCCACAGGUUAGCCACACCUGUACUGUGGAAAGUUCUGCCAUGCUGUUAUCAAUCUUAGCAGUGCUGUUAUUUUUUACCUCUGUUUCAGUUUUCAGCUUCUGUAAGAAAGGUCAUCUCUGAGCCAAUUUAAACAGGAGCAACAUUUUCCGUUUUCAAUAUUUGAAUAACCCUUUUUAAAUAAUUAGCUGCAUAAAUAAUUAGAUAAUUGGAAUAAAUAUAUUCAUAAAGUUUUAAUUACAUAUAAGUAGCUACAUAGAUAGAGGAUCUUUUGAAAGAAAUGUAUCUAUAUAGUUUUCACUUAAAGCAUUAAACUGUGAAAAACUGCAUAAUAGUUCUGUAUCUUUUUAUUUGAUAACAACAACAAUUUAUUACUUAUACCCCGCAAGGCCUCCCCAGCCACUCUGGGCGGCUUCCAACAGAAUAUUAAAAACACAAUAAAACAUCAAGCAUUAAAAACUUCCCUAAAAAUAACUACUAUACAAAGCUAACCAAUAAAUGCAUAUUGAUUUAUGUUUAAUGUUUUCAUCUUCAAAAUAAUAUUGUGUAGUAUAUUGACAGAAAGAACUGAAUCUAAAACAGUGAUGCUUUCCAGAAAAUUUCUCACUACUAUAUUUUCCCACAAUUUCCCAUGAAAUUUUAUUUCAGAAUAACUGCAGGCUCCCAAGAAUCUUCUGUACUCGUACAUUUUUCAUUUGCAUCUUCUUGUUUUUCCUAAGCUAGAAUUUAUUAGAGAUAUGUUUCCUGUGGAGAGAUUCUUACUGAUAAUAGUAUGGCAGCAAUCAAGUGUAACCAAUUAAAACUUUAUUACAACGUUUACAAACAGAAACAAGAUGAACUUAUCCUUAGAUGUAGGCUGAACCCCAUACACAUUUAUUAGGAAGUAUAUCCCAUUUGAACUCAAUGGGUAUAACUUUUGAGUAAAUCAAACUGCACUGAAAGUGUAUUAAUUUCAAAUGUCAUAUAACUACACUAUCUGCUUAAUUACUGUCCAUGUAUUAAAAAGGGAUAAUGCGAUAAAUAAUGUAAUAAAAAUGGUUUUCUGUCCCCUCAUAAGAAGGCACACCAGCCUAUCUCUUCUGAAAGGAUGGUGUCUAUAUUUAAGUCUCCCUGAUCCAUCAUGGCUGAUAGAAGGGCAGAGAGAAGUCAUUCAGAGAUGAGCCUUUUUGAAGUCCAAGCACAUGAGAGCUUCUCUAUUACUUUCAAUAUCCUACAAAAGGAAUCUUUUAUUUCUUUGUUCAGGAGCUGUACUGGAAUUGCACAGGAGCUAGGCACGUCUCUCAAAUUUACAUUGACCUAUCAUUCAUCUAGACUUUUCCAACAAUAAGAUCUUUGUACAUAGCUUUCUUAUAAAAGUGUAGCUUCUUGAAAUGUAACCAUGAAAAAGAUGGCAUCUGAGAAGUCAUUAAGAAGUGCAUUUUGACAUUUAUCCCUCAAAAAAAGAGCCAGAAAUCUGCUGGUGUAAACAACAGUGAUAAUGCCAGAGUAAAUGACAAUAGAUGCAAUUGGACAUGAUGGUUUGGUGUCCUGCAUCACUGUUUAUACAGUUAUACCUUGGAUCCCAAAUGCCUUAGUACUUCCAACAGUGCCUGGGCAGACUACCCAGAGUCAACAUCCACCUUACUACUGGCAGUGGGCCCAAGAGCCCUACCAUCUCCACCAUGGCCCACUACCUGAGAACUCCAGCCAGUGAGCCAUUUGGCUGAGCUGGCUUAAUGAAAGGCACAAUGUAUAUUUUAUGUGUAUUCUAAUGAACUGAACAGAGUGAAAGAUUAUGAGUCAUGGGGACGUAGAGUGUGAGUGUGUGAGAACUCAACAGUGCUUCUCUUAUUGUUUAUCACUUGCUAUUUUGUUAAUGUUGUUAAUAUUGUUUUAUAGUUUACAAAUGCCAUAUUGAUUUGUUAAUCAUAUAUAUGAUGUAAUUGUGAUGCUUAACUUACAGUGGUACCUCAGGUUAAGUACUUAAUUCGUUCCGGAGGUCCGUUCUUAACCUGAAACUGUUCUUAACCUCAAGCACCACUUUAGCUAAUAGGGCCUUCUGCUGCUGCCCUGCCGCUGGAGCACAAUUUCUGUUCUCAUCCUGAAGCAAAGUUCUUAACCGGAGAUACUAUUUCUGGGUUAGCGGAGUCUGUAACCUGAAGCAUAUGUAACCUGAAGCGUAUGUAACCUGAGGUACCACUGUAUUUUUAUUUGCACUUCGAGGACCUCAAUUAACCCCCCAGAAAUAAAUUCACACAGACUCAAAUUUCAGUUUAAAAUUAAUGGGCAAAUUUUAGGACACAACUUUAUUGAUUACACAAUGUGAGCGGUAUUGGCUUAGGCAUUGACAAACUAAAACUGACCCCUGCUCACCCCGCAGGAAGUCUGGAAGGGUAAACCAAACGAGGGAGCUAUAUUGAUGCAAAUUGGCUAUAGCUCACCCCGGGGUUCCUGGGAUCCUGGCAUGGCCCUAGCCCCUCAAGCGGACUUCGGACAAGAUUCAUAACUCCCAGAUUCCUUUAACGGAAUACACUUUUUUAAGGAGGGGCAGGUGAUGGCCGCACCUCCCCUCCCCCAACCACAACUAAGUCAAUGCUUAACCGCCAAACCUUACAAAGUUGUGACGAUUGCUGGGAGGUAGGUGAAAACCAAAUGGCCAGUGCCAAUCUGCCAAGUGGACAAAAUUCCUACCAGGCCCCUGCCACAAAACAGGCAACCAAUCAAAGUCCCAAGCAAGGUCAAAGCACAGAAACCAAAGAGGGCGGGUGGGCAGGUGUUCGGCAGCAUGAAGCAAGUGGCUCUGACAUGUCGUGCUGCCGUUUAUAAACCGUCCCCCUCCCACAACUUGUGAAACAACCUGAUUGGAUGCUGGAACUGGGGCGAUCAAGAGACUGCCCCAGCAACGCCGGGCUAAGCCCUGCCUCCAGAUGCCAUGGGGGCCCCAAGGUCCAGAGCGCAAGCAGGACCCUCCUUGAAAAGGAUCCUAUUUGAUGCUUUAUUAAUAGUGUUUUAUAGAUUAGAUUGUUAAUUAUUUUAUAUGAUUUAUGCUGUAUUUUUGAUGUUAUGUUAUUGUUAUUUAUUGUUUGUAAGCCCCUUUUAGAUUAAUUUGAAUGAAAAGCAGCACAGAAAUACAUUAUACAUCAAAUCAAAUGGAAAUCCAGCAUUUAGAUUUGGUCACCUAGUGGUUUAUAUGCUGGGAUCAAUUGCCUAAUGAUCAAAGAACUCUCUAAAUAUGAGCCUUUCAGAUCAGUAUAAAGUUCUCCAUUGCAUUAGCUCAUUAAAGGGGAUGGGGUCGUACAACAAAGGGUUGUAUCUGAUGUUAGUCAUACUCAAAGUAGAUCCAUCAAAAUUAAUGCCUAUGACUAUCUUAGCUUCAUUGAUUUAAAUGGGCUUACUCUGGGUAGAUCUUUGUUGGCUAUAACCCAAGGUUUCUGUCAUGGAGUGUAGAUUUCAAAACUCGUUAUUCCAAGUGAAAAAAUAGCAUACAUAUGUUUUAAUAAAUGAUGGCUGUAAACCAAGCUGUUCCAUUUCGGAAAGUUUUAUUUACAUAAUAUUUCUGAAUACUUAUUGCCAUGGUAACUAAAACAACCAUCACAUACACGUAAAAUGCAAUAUAACGUGGAGCCAUCAGUGAUGGUGCUUUGUGAGUAUGGAAUUUGUUUUGUGAAGCAGAGUUUAGAAACCUAAGAAAUCAAGUUUCUAGCCCCUACAUUUUUUCUUAUAUAUCAGAUAUUUUUAUACAGUCCUAAAAUUUUAGAAUGAACAUUAUUGCCUUUUGCAAAAGACAAAUGAACUUAAAUAGAUACUUAGCUGUGCGGUGCAACUGAGUACCUUUUUCCUGGAACGGUUUCCUACUGAAAACCGUCAUGGUAUAGCCUUGAUGCGGUAUUAAUAGUUUGAAACUUAUAUAGAUGUAAUAGAGGAGAUGAAGAAAUUUUUUGGUGUUUGGCGAGACUGUUAUUGCCAUGUUUCUAAUUCUUACGUGCUGCCACUCUCCUGAGAAAAUGUUAUAAGUCAGUAGAAUGAUGAAACUGACAAAACCAAGUUGCAAAGCAGCUCUGGCCUGAUCAGUUUCAAAAGACACUUUGCAGAUAUGUGUAUAUCCUCUCAACACAUCUUAAGGUGAUAAAUAAGUAUAUUAGAAUCCAUUAAAAAUAAAAUGCACUGAAGUGCUAAGAAAACCAGAUGAUGUGCUGUUGCAUGAUGCCAUAUUUGUCCCACCUGCAAUUUUCUUGAGAGCUAUUGGAUGUCAUCAGUCCCUCUUACUCCAGGGGAACUGAACCUGUAUAGCAAGCAAAAGACCACACACUAGCUGAUGGUAAAAGGAAAAGUGCUCUCUGUCACCUUAUAAAUACUAUACUAUGCGAAAUAGACUCUAGCAUACUUGGCCACAUUAUGAUGGAACCCGGGCAGAGUGCAGAUUCAGAAGUGGAUCCCUGUCCUAUCCACACCUGUCUGGCAGGUGCUGAUUGAGUGUGUCCUCUUUGGGAUCCCCAUUUCCAUCCCUAAGAACAAACACUCUGACUUCUUUGCCAUUCUGUCUAUCUUACCUAUCUGAUAUAUCAUGCUCUAGUACUUCCCAAUCUUUCGGGUACUUUGUCUCAUUUCACUUCCCUAGCAUUUCAGCAAUAUCUUAAAGACUAUUUACUUUGCAUUAAGUCUCUUCAAAAUCAUUUGUUGGAAGUUUCCUAGAUACAUUUGUUUAAAAGAAUAUAAAGGAUAAAACAAAUCUGAAACUAUCAGCAUCUUCAGAGGUUUGCUGCAAAAUGAUUCUGAUUUUAGCCAUUUAUAUUACAAUUUACCCCUCUCUGCAUUUGGUAAAUAAAUGAGGUAACUGAUGCCUGAGGUUAUUUUCGGUAUGCUUUAUGCUUUAGUCUAUUGUGAAGCUUUGCCAAUUCUCUUUUCCUCCUUUUAUUGAGGUUUUUCAAGGCUUGUCAACUCCUGCAGCUACUAUGGGCUAGAUUUUGAACCAUCUGUGCUUUAUCACAGAGUCCUUUUGUAUGUUCCCUAAGGUAUGCCUGGUUGGCAUAUUAUCCUUAAUGGAAGCUCUCUUCCAACAUAUUGAUGGAUUAUAGUUCACCUUUUAAGUUUAUAUGGCACAACCCUUCUACCGUCAUCCUCCAAGGGAAGGGGGAUGCUGAGCUCCCUGCAGAGGAUGAUGCCAAGAAAACUUUUAUUGGGACACUACAAUGAUUUGAAAAAUUAUUCCAUUCAUAAGAUACCCUAGAAUAAUGAAUUAAUUCAGUUCAUAAGCUGUCUGAUAACAAUGGGAAAACCACAACUAGAUAAAAUACCAUGUAAAUGAAGGAAAAACAGAAUUGUAAUACCAAACAAAUAAAUUUAAAACAAAAGCAGGAGUGUUACAACAAUUAAAAUAGAGGGCUAAAACAUGAAACCACAGUGUUAAAAUGUUGUUAAACCACAGCAUGAUAAGCACUAUAAAAGCCUGAGUAAAUAGAAAAGUAUACAAAAGCAUUAAUAAAGUAGGUGCCAGGUAAGUCUCUCUGGGGAGGAUAUUAGGCAUCUCUCCACUGAGUCUGAAGUCAACUUUUUGCCUUCAGGUCAAGCAAACGAUGGGCAAUUUUUGUCUGCAAUAUGGCUGACUUAUGUCAACAGAGGAUUUAGCCUCUGGCCAGGUGCAGCCCAGGUUACCUACUGUCUGGCAUCUAUGUCCCAGAAACAGCUCUGUUAGCUAAGAAUUUUUUAUAUAGCACAGUAACAGCGAAAAGAUGUCUUCCCAGGCAUUUUGGAGGGUGUGUAGAAAGACAGAAGCAUUAUUUCCCCAGGCUAUUUUGCGUAUGAGUUACAUACUGCUAGAGAUUUCUGAGUUAAAAAUAAUAAUAAUAUAUAUUUGUAUGGAUGGUAGAAUCUGUUAAUUGCCAGUACUCUCCGUUCCUUAUUUUUCCAGUCCUAAAUUCAGUUCUCCAUAUUUCUGCAUCAGUCUGCAUGUUUUGUUUUGUUUUAAAAAAGUCCUCAUGAAAAUUCAUCAGCAGUUUUGUGUGAACUUCUACAGGUGGCACAAUAGCUUGGUGUGUCUGGCUUUUAACCAGAAGGUUGGUGGUCCAAGCCUACGCAGAGACAGCUGUGGGCAGGAUUUCUGCAUUAUGGGGGGGGUGGCACUAGGUGACCCUCCAGGUCCCUUUCAACUCUACAGUUCUAUGAUUCUAUAGCGUCUCCACCCCCAACGUUCUUCCCGGACACUGAGGUCUAGCGCCGAGGGUCUUCUGGUGGUUCCCUCGCUGUGAAAAGCCAAGUUACAGGGAACCAGGCAGAGGGCCGUCUCAGUAGUGGCACCCGCCCUGUGGAACACCCUCCCAUCAGGUGUCAAAGAGAAGAACAGCUACCAGCUACUUUUAGAAGACAUCUGAAGGCAGCCCUGUUUAGGGAAGCUUUUAAUGUUUAACAGACUAUUGUAUUUUAAUAUUUUGUUGGAAGCCGCCCAGAGUGCCUGGGGAAAUCCAGCCAGAUGGGCAAGUUAUGAAUUAUUAUUAUUAUUAUUAUUAUUAGUUUUUAAGAAAUUUUGCCUAAUAUGCACAUUUUUUCCAGAACAAUUUUCCCUAUUACAAUUCAUUUUGUAUGUAAUUUUUCAACAAUAUAUGCAUUUAUAUGCACACUUUAUGCAAUAUCUCAAGGACUGCUUCUCCCCAUAUUAACUGAUAAAGCCCCUGUGAUCAUUAUCUGAGGCUCUUCUUCAUGUGCCUUGCUUGGAGCCAUCAUUACAUAUCUUUAGGUGCCCGGCAAAAACAUUCCUCUUUUCCUAGGCCUUAGGCUAAUUAAACAAUCAAUGGCCUUUUAAAAUGUGUUUGUGUGGAGAGCAUUUUUUUUUUACUUUUUUAUGUAUUUUGUGUUUUUAUAUUGUAGACUUUCCUAUGAUCCUUGGAUGAAGGUACUAUAUAAAUUUUAACAACAAUAAAAACAACAAUAAUGCCCUAAUAUGUGGAUUUUUGUACACAUUACCUGUCUGGAGAACUGCACUGCAAAAUUUAGAGAAUUGUGAAUUUGAGCUGUGUUUUCAUUGUUGUCUUGUUUCAGAAACUGUGAAUUAGGUGCGUUCACCUUGAAAUGCAAACUCAGUCAAACUUUCCCUCAUUGUCUAUUUGCAAAUGUGAAAAGCUUAGCAGGGACACUAUGUUUCUUUAAAACGCCAUCAGUUGCGUGGCAAGUCCCCUCCCCCAUGUGAAAUGAAGACACUGGACACAUUAUUUAAGGUUAAUGGGCAUAAAAAGGCCACAACUUUAUUGAUUACAGAAUUGAAAGGUAUUGGCCUUAGGCAUUGGCUCCUAUCGACUACCCGGCAUGGAGACCGGGAAGGGUUAUCCACAAGCCGUGGGAGUCCUGUUGAAGUACGCCAACUAGGCUCCCACGGGUGUCACCGCUCGGGGGCGUGCCGGAGGCCCUUACCUCCCUAGGUUUUGGACAAGGCAACGCCCCCCAGAGUCCUCUACCGGACUACCCUUUCCUUGGGGGAAGGUGAUGGCGCUUCCUUCCCCCCCAUUCAUUUGCAUAACAAUAAACCCCUGCCAAUGCCUAACCGCCACUCGAGCUUUGUUUUCAUUGUUGUCUUGUUUCAGAAACUGUGAAUUAGGUGCGUUCACCUUGAAAUGCAAACUCAGUCAAACUUUCCCUCAUUGUCUAUUUGCAAAUGUGAAAAGCUUAGCAGGGACACUAUGUUUCUUUAAAACGCCAUCAGUUCCCAAAAGCGACAGCAUGCACACUGUUGUUCUGCCUUUCUUUCACUGCCCACAUUUAGACUGGAACAAUAUUUCCUUCUCAUCACUUGCUUCAGUGGGGUUCGGUACGUUGUACAUGUAACCCUGCAAACACAGAUUUCAGUUGCUUGUAGACUCCAAAUAUCACAUAGCUGUCAAGCAAGGACCUUCAUCUAGCAAACUAGACAAAUGUUUUGAGAGGCUAUUUUGCACACCCAAAGAGCAUCCUUGCAGCAUUAUGUUUUCACUACAAGAAUAACUUCUCUUGUUGUUCCCAGUCUGAUAUACAGGGGUGUGUGUGUGUGUGUGUGUGUGUGUGUGUGUGUGUAUAUAUAUAUAUUUCUUCAGUAGUUAAUGAUCCAUGAAUCCAGUUGAGCCACCAGACUUAUUCAAGGGAAAAAAAUAGAGUUGACUUCUCCAGCUGACUGGAAAACUGAAACUGAUGGAUGCUUUGUGCACAUCCUCAGGAUCAAUCUUACUAGACCAGCUUAAAGCUGCUAUAUAAAAGCAUUAAAAAUUGGAUCCUAUUGCUAUUUUAUUUUAUGUUUUGGAUUCAUCAACUGUCCUCUGAUAAUAGGUUUUGGUCUGGUGCAAUUAUCAAUACUGUAAAUGCAUUAUUUUCAGCAAAAUGUGCUAUUACACCCCUGCGUUCCUUAUCUUCAGAGAUCAUGAACCCCAGAUGUAAACUUUAACCUUAUAAAAGCCUAUGAUAUUUUAUCAUGUCUUUGGAUGGUGCCUUUUAAUGUUGGCUUCUGCCAAGUGUGCAUUUUAAUGCCAGCUCUGUAAAAAUAACUGAAUGGAAUAAUCUGAUGGUCCAAAAGCAAGGCCACACAAGUUUUGACUUUUCCUGGGGGGGAAAGGAGAAGAAAAGCAGCAGCUUUGCCACCGUUUGCAGAUGCAGAACCACAAGGCCAGGCUUUUAAAAAGCCAUUUAAAAUAAUGAUAGCUAACAAGGGAAAUUCUUACUCUGUACUGACAGAUGUGGCAUAUCCCAAGGCAGCUUGAGUGGGUGCUGUUUGAUUGAGGAUGGGAAAAGGAACUGCAUUUGGGAGACAAAAUAUAUGCUCAUUUCAAAUAACAAAGUGCUGCUUAGCAGGGAGCUUCUGCCUACUUGGCUCCAGAGUUCAGGUAGAAAUGAGCUAUAUGAUAUGAAUUCUAGCCCCAUGUUUGUUCCUCACUCUGUGAUGGGCUUGUCAAGGUCUUGGCUGCAUCCUUGUGGCAUAAAAUAAAAUAAAAAUGGGAGUCUGCAGAACUGCUCCAUUCUCUGCAACAGUAUGCCAUCUUUCUUGCAUCAUCUUAGCACAAAUCUCUGCAGUUCAAACAGUUCCUUCAGAUCUUUCAUCCAAAACGUAGCUAUUAUUCUUUGCAGGUGCCUGCAAAAGAUAAAGGAACCUGAAAUCCUGAUGGCCACUUCACUCAUAUACUUCAGCUGUCCCUAUUUCUUUUUACCAGAGAUAAUUUUUGUUUUCUGUAUGCAUCGCCAGCCCUUGUUAAAUCAUUUUCAUCUAUUCUGUCACAUAUGUACCUUCAGGAGGAUGCUAAAACCUGGUUAUUUCUAUACAAUGGUACCUCAGGUUACAUCCGCUUCAGGUUACAUAUGCUUCAGGUUACAGACUCUGCUAACCUAGAAAUAGUACCUCAGGUUAAGAACUUUGCUUCAGGAUGAGAACAGAAAUCGUGCUCCGGCAGGAGGCCCCAUUAGCUAAAGUGGUGCUUCAGGUUAAGUACAGUUUCAGGUUAAAAACGGACCUCCGGAGCGAAUUAAGUACUUAACCCAAGGUACCACUGUAUUUAUUUAUAACAUUAUACCCUGAUUUCCCCCCUCCACCAAAGGAGUUGCUUAAAGUGGCUUCCAAAUAGAAAGGCAAACAUCAAAACAACAAGAAUUCAACCACUGAAACACAAAUUAUGAAAUGAAAACUAGGUGCAAAAAAGAAUAGAGAAGCCUUCACAUUCAGUUCCUUAAGCAACAACAAAAUCAAAAACAUAUUUUUAAAGGGAUGCUUUCCAAAGUGCACAUUUUUGGAGUUCCUGGAAUUCAUUUCCCUCCCUUGAGCUGUAGAGGUUGCAUCUUUCUCCGAUAGUGGCCCACGUGAUGGAGCCAAUGCAUGGAGCCACCUCCUGAAACCAACAUCACUGCUGCUUUCCUGGCUGGGCCUUGUAGGUGCACUCAUGAUACUGAUGAAUUGGUGGUGGCAAUGGUCUCAUUCCUUCAGUGAUGUUGUGCCAACCUUGCCCUGUUCCAGCCACAUUGGGUGGGGCCAACUGGGACAGGGUGCCGUGGAGCCAUGACUGCAAAAAUGGGACCACUGCCACCACCAAAUUUAUCAUCAAUCAGUCAAUCAGUAUUUAUUGUUAUGUUCACAGAUCAGCCAAUGAAUUACACUCAAACAAACACUCCAACAAAUUUUACAGUGUUCAGGUCAGCAAAUGGUCAUUUGGGGUUACCAACAUGGUAAGGAGCUAGGAUGUUUGUGUGUGUGAUGUUCCACAUUUACAGUCACGGUAGAAUGUGUCCCCAAAUUUAUUAAAUAUGUAUCCCAACCUCCCUCCCAAGGGAGCCCAGGCUGGCAAACAAGAAGUGACAAAACAAUAAAAAUGUAUUUUUUUAAAAAAAAAAUUCCAGUACAGAAAUGGAGUAACUACGGUUAAAGAUUUAAAUGGUUUGUUUUUGUGCCUGUUCUAAGAUUAUGGUGCCAAAAGAUCUACAGACAGUUGUACAGGAUUCCUUACAAUAUAUAUAGAACACAGACAGCAAUCCAGAUGCUCCUUUUUGUAUUUCAUAUAUGUGUUUCUUAUUCACAUUGGUACUAGGAGAAAGAAAAACUUAUGUUCUCUACAAUAAAUAUGCAAAAGGGUGGAUGUAGAAUACAACAGUGCUUCUCAAAUGCAAUGACUGAACCAAACCAAUCCACUGCAAACCUCACAAAAGAUCCAAUCCAAACUUUUGCUUUGAAUCAGGAUCUUCCAUCUUAUAAACUUUCCCAGAAUAUUUGUUCAUAAAAUCAUAUAGACUCAGGGAGGUUGUGCUCCUUUAUGUGCUCUUCUGGGAGGGUUGGUAAGGUUGGUAUUGCUGGGGGAUAAGAAGCGAGGAGAUCUACUGCUGUGGAAGCCUACUAUCAUUGUUGUUCCUGGUGUAAGAUCCUGAAACAGAGCAUUUUGAUGUUGGGAUGGCACUGGAACAGAGCUAGCCAAUAAUCUACUGGAUCCUAAGCCAGCCCAUUUGCUGGAGAGGGGCCCAAUUCAGCCUGGAACUGGCACAACAACAACAAGGGUAAAAUAAGGAACUAACAGGUGAUGUAUAGGUGGUUCCAUAGCUCUGAGCAAGGGCUUGGGGAUGGGACUGAACUCUCUGCGCUAUUAUGAAGGUUUUGAUUCCUUCCUCCCUAUACCUAUGAAAUAUAGAAUUGAUUGCUUUAAGAAAUUCAGUGCUGAAAAAGCAGAAACCAGAGCUCCUCUGCCACCCCACCAGGAUGAAAUUCAAUAUGGUCUCAGGUUUCCUUUUCCAACCUUCUGGCAAAAUACCAACACACAGUAUGCAACCAUUGCUUGAGGGUAUGUCAGUGCAAUAAAAUAAAAAUAAAAAGAUGUAUUCCAGGAAGUGUGUAAGUGGCUUGAGUGCAUGGGUACCAUGGUUGGUUUUCUGAAAUUGUGACAAGGGAGGAAUGUCUAUCUUCCACUCUAGUCCAAGCAUAGCAAAAUACGUUGCCUGGCUGUCAUAGAUAGUUACACUUCAGGAGAUGCUGGCCAGGGCAGCAUUCAUCAGAUAGGACAGCAUUCUUCAUUUGUGCAACGUGCAUAAAUACUUUGCAUAGUUCAAGCAGGUACACAGAGUACCUUAGCCAGAGUAAGUUAGAUUUCUUUUUUAAAAGCUUAUUUCAACUUACAGCUGACUCUGAGGCAGGCAUUCUCUUGUGGUUAUCCUCCUUUUCUACAAAAAGGGACACCAGAGUAAAACAAUUGUACAGAAUAAUUAGCUUUACAUGACAUUCACGUACUGUUGGGCAUUUCUAGUUUAACUGAGCUAAUGAUCAGUUUGGAUUUGAAGCUCCAUUGAGUUUAUUACUGAAUCAGAGUAUCGUUUCCACAGAGAGAAACAAAGAACCCAUUACAAGCCCCUAGCCUUUAAUGGGGUUGAUAAAAUAUAAGAGCACAAUCUGAUUAAACACUAAGGGGUUUGUGAAGAAAAGGAGGGGGUCACCAGCUUUACCUAUCCCCCCCCCAUUUCCCUCUUCUUUUAACAUUUCAUAAAGACAGAAAGGCAAGAAAAAUGUAUUUCAUCUUAUUAAAAACCAAUGAGAUAUAUGCAAACUCAAUUACUAUCAAGUAACGCUGAAAUGGAUUUAAUCACAUCUACAGUGCCUGCAAUGACUGAUGUUGGCUGGAUGAGGAUCAGAUACUGACUAUGGAUCAAACUACACAUUGAGCUUGCACUUUCAGCUGCUCACUGACAAAUUUCCACUUUCAACAGCAGGAAGGGGAGUCUUGACCAGGACUGUGGUCUUCCCUCUACAAAUCACCCACAUACUACUUUUGCAUCCCCAGAGGUCACAUUUCUGUGUAACACAUUUAUAGGGUGCGAAAAAUAUGAGGUGAUCUUCAGUAAGAAAACACCAUGGGGAAGAAAUAGUUAAGUCUCUGCUCUGGCUGAUACCUCAGGCCCAGUCCAGACUGAAAAGGAAGCAUGGGUACUUUUAAUUAAAGAAAGUGUGGACAGCAAGGUUGGCCCAAUACAUUUUGGCACCUGAGGCAAACCCCAAAAUAGGGCAUCCUCCCUCCCCACCAGGGAAGAAGAGGUGAGUGAAGACUGACAUCAGGAACAAGGUAUGUGGGGAGAAAGAUCAACAGCAGGCUCUGCUGCCCAUGGAGAACCUGCAGCCUAAGGUGGUCACCUGGCCUGGCCUCAUGGGUGGGCCAGCCCUGGUGGACAGUUUUAAAGAAGCACUUUCAGGCAGAUGCAUAGCACAAUUUGUAGCUUAGCCCCAGUUGCCCUUGCAUCAGAUGGAGCCUAAAGAUAUCCGGAAUACAUGGUGGCACAGCACCUGGUAUAUACAGGCAUAAUCAUAAAUUUCGUGUGAUGCUGCUUGUGAAAAGAGGAAGCAUCCACACAGCAAUUUAUUCAGUUCUCCCAAUGUUUCCCUAACUUUUCAUUUCCACAUUAUGUUUGAGCUUUCUCAUGGCAUAAAAAAUCACUUCUAAAGCAUGCUGCUUCCUCCCAGUCUGCUUUUGAUUUUUCUUUGGCUAUUUAGCAAGCAAAAAAUAUUCUUAAUUCAGGAGCUCUUUAAAUGCCAUCACGCCAUCAUUGCAUAUUUGUAAUUGUGUACUGUUCAAAUCCCAGUACCUUACCUCUGCACCGAGUACAGAAUUAGGAAGUGCAGUUAAGGACCACAGAACAAACUUCAGCUUUGUCUGACUUCACUGAAUUGGGCUGACCAUUUCUCUCUUCCACCCCAUUUAGUGGUUAUUGUUGUCUUGCUAGGCAUGAUAGAGCUUAUUAACCUCUUGAAAAUUUGUCUCAGUUUGGUUCUGGGCAUGACAGCAAGCAAAGAGGUGGCUGACACUACUGAAUAUUAAAGAUCAAGUGUAUUUAAAUACUUGCUGACAGCCUCUUAAGUGCUUCUGCAUUUUUAUCUUGAUUUACAGAGAUUUAACACUACUCCAUUAGCAUUAAUGGGAACAGAGAAUGUAACUCUACCCAUGUUGAAAUGCAGAAGCUAUAUAUUCCUGCUUUCUGCUCUCCUGUGCAAUAGUCUUACAAGAGGUAGGUGAUAUUUAAACAUCUGUUCAUUGCUAAGGGGCUCUGGAACCAUGUCUCAAUAGGGAAACAAGGUGUUUAAACCAUACUUUUAACCGACUCACAGAUAUAAAAUGGCAGACACAGAAAUGGCCCCUUUGUGGGCUUUUUCUGGGGGCGAUGAUUCAAAGGAAGCCAUAAACCAUUCAAAAUCUUCUAGUCCUGAUGAGUAAUUAUUACAUAGGGCCACAUCUGCUAAAAGUCCCAGGUCUAAAGCAUCGAGCAAUAGUUAUCUCAAAUUCUGCUAACUGAAAAAGCUGCCCUCACCUGUUGCAAUGUGACAAAUGAUGUACACUUCACUGAAGAAAGUGAUACUAUGACAAGAAUCGUGGUUGUGUCUACUGAAACAUUGUUUGUUUUCUAAGGAUUAUAAAUCACCUUUCAACAAUCCAGGGUACAAGGAGGUCAAAAAAAAUGGUACAAAAUAAAAUAAAAAGCUACAAAUGGAGUCCUAUGUAAUCAGAAAACAGCCAGAGAUGUUGCAUUUAACAAUCCAGGAGUUGUUAAUUUAAUCCUUUCACAAGCUAGUAAUUUUUAUUAAAAUGAAAAGGAACCUAUGUACAGAAAUUUACAAAUAAUUCUGUCUUCUGCAGUUUAGUCCACUCCUAGAUUUUAAUUUAAAACCUUUAUCUGCCUCUGUUUAAUAUAUGAAAAAGCCAGCAUGCCAAAGCUGUGAUUAACUUUAUAGGUGCAGUGGAAUUAUGGAAAUGCAUCAUGCACAAGUGCGCACUUUCCAAAAUUAUUCUGUGACCUUGUGCUUAAGCCGAGUUUUAAAUAAUUCAGUGAUGUAUUGAAUGAAUAAAUUUGUACCGCUUGUUACUCUAAACACUCAGGCAUUCACUUUUCCUUGCCAUUUUUAAUAAAAUCUAGCUUCCUAAUAUUCAUGAAAUAUUGCAUUUCAAUUAAAUUACAUAGGUACUGGGGGGGAAAAACAGUUUGCCCUGAGCUGCUUAAUGUUGACACCAACUGUCAUUUGCUCCCCCUCCCUCCUCUAUAAUAACCAGAGAGGUUUUAUGUACCACUAAUAUAAAGGACUGUCACACUUUAAUGAGAAACUUUUUUGAUCAAGCUUUACACAAAGCUGCACAAGGCAGAAAAAUAAUGAAUCUAAAGUAUUUUUUCUUGUUUGUGAAGGAUACUAAUUUGAACAUAAAAUACACCAAAGAAAUACAGAGUGGCUAUUUCUACUGGUCUUUUUGAAAAGGAGAAGUUAGGAAAUGUAUUCCAAAAAGUGACAGACUAGUUUAUGCAUACAGAGAACAUCCAGUGCCUUAGUUGUAUGGAGGUUUUACUUUUCUUAUGUCUUUAACCAAGGAAAAUGGUCCACACAGACAGGGGAUUUUCCUAUUUUGCAUGUGGAGAGUGUUAAAGAAGGUCCUGAUUCAGAGGAAGGUAAGUGUAGAAAGACCCACUGGAAAGACUGGGUUAAAAUCAUCAGUAGGGCUAAGGGAAUAGUUCUGUCAGUGCAAGCUUCUGUGCUUGCCCAACACAAUGAUAUCACCUCUCCCCCACCCCCCACUGUUCUGGGGGUGCUCCCAACACUUUGGAGCAGAUCUGAGGAGGGCACAGGAGAGAAGAAAAGAGUAAGCCCCAUUGCGCUGUCAGGAAUUGUUGCACUAGUAGCUUCUGAUACCACAAUGAUUUAGUUGCAUAUGACCCAUUAUAUUUCUGCUGAACUCAUUUCGAAUGGGCUUCCAAGGGGGUGAAAGCAAAAACCUUUCUCAUGGACAAAUUAGCUUGCAAUUGUUUUCAGGACAGGGCUGAAUCCUUUUCAUCCAGAGACCCACAUUCUCUACUGACCAACUUUCUGCUGGGGCAGGACAUGCCAGUGGGGAGCAGGGCUGGAGGCUAAAGUGGGAGGAGCAAUGAAUGCUAACUUUACCUUUGUACACUAAGCUAGUUUCUACACACACUCAUGCAUCUCCCUCUAUCCUCCAUCCAGACAAGCAAGCGGCAUUGUCAAAGUUCAAGGACACCUUCCAGCCAGGCAAAAUCUCUCAAGGUAGCUACAAAGCAGGGCAGGUUAAUGGCCAGGCCUGCUGAGAAGGGGAGUUAUUGGAAGGUGAUGUGGUCUGAGGACAGUCCCAAGGGCCCAAUGGGGAGAGCUGGAGGGCCACAGUUAGCCACUGGGUUCUCCAUCCCUGGUGAAAGCCACUUUGAUGGCUCUCUUAUGCUAUAUGAACAAAACAAAAUAAAUUAUUUGUUUCUCUAACAUCAGUUUUAAGCUUUCUCUAAAAGUGGUCCCAGGGUAGCAUGAGGCAUACCAUUGUCAGUGUGGAAGAACAUUUGCUUUGCAUGUAGAAGGUCACAGUUUCAAAACCUGGCAACUCUGGGUAGAUCUGGGAAAGACUCUGGAGAGCUGCUGCUGGUCAAUAUAAAUACUGGGCUUGAUGGACCAGUGUUCUGGCUCAGUAUAAGGCAACUUUCUGUGUUCUUAUCCUUGAUCUAGCAGGGGCAACAGAGAGUUGGUAUUAUAGGUGAAGAAUGAAGACUUAAAGCACUAUCUGGCAAACUCAAAAGCCUGUGACUGACUCUUGCUUCCAAGCUAACCAGUUAAUCUAUUUGUACAAAAUGUUUACUCAUCUUCAAAAUGUGAACCGUUACUGAUGUUAGUCAAAGAUGCUUAGUGAAAUAAAACCCUUCCCCUCGAACAACUGUGCCAGUACCAGACCCUUUCUAACCACUGGUUCUCCACCUUACGCAGUACUUUGAGGACAGGGUUGUCCGUAAUUAAGAUGCAAUUUACCUCAUUCAACGAUGCUGCAGAACAGAAAAUUCAAAUAAUUACACCACUUUGAAUAAUCAGCGUAUAACGGGUUCUACAAAUACGCUCGUUCACAGCUUUAAACAGGUUGCCUAACAUUUCCCAUUACAGGGCUGCAUUUGCAGUUGUGUACAACUUUCCCAAUAUGCAAUUAUCUUAGCUAAAGUUCACUAAACAAAAAAGUUAGUUUUCUUGUAGUCAGCAGUAAACAUUUGGCUACUUUAGAGAAGUACAAUAUAGGAUAUUUGUUGCUUCUAACAGGUUUUUAAAAAUCUGCUUGGUAUGCACACAUCCUUAAAUAACUAGUGCCGCCGCCCCCCCCCAAAAAAAAACCCCACAAAAAUAUCCUUACAUCAAAAUGUGGAAAUCCAAAGGAUUUCAACACUAGCAAUCUUGACUGGCUUUAUGCAUCCAAUCUAUGUCCAUUUAUUUCAUCUGUCUGCUUCUUGUUCUUUAAGCAGUUGCUGAACCUGUCCUCUUAUUUCAUAACUGCUAAGCUUACUCCAGAGUCUUUAGUGGGGAACUUUAUCAGCAGCUUCUUGAAAGCCCAAGUUCACUCCUUUCUCAUUUCCUGUAUCUAUGAUCUGCUUCCAAAGCGAGGUCUAGGAAGCAAUGUUUUCUAUUGCCUGCCUUUAUGGGGUGAUUCUGCCCUGCACAAAGCAUCAAAUUAGUCCCCAAUAUAGGUCAUUCCUCUUAGGGGAGGGGGGGGAAUCAAUUCAGUUUGCACUGAAAGGCAAAACUAUUGAAUGCACACUUUGCAGAACAAUGCAAGAAGUAAAACACAACCAUCCUUUGAAAUUUGUGCUUUUCCAGAUUUUGCAAUACAAUCCUCAAGCCAAGUAAUGUGUGCAGAAAUGCAUAUGCCAGGGUAAAGGGCUCAUCAAAAUGCAUACAUUGGUGAAAAUAAUAUAUAAGAAUGCAUAUUAGGGGGAACUGAUUUGCAAAAUUGCAUGUUUGACAAAAUUGCAUACAAAAAUAUGUGUACUAGAAGAUAUUCAGACUAAAAUGCUGAUGAAUUGCCACAACACCUUUUCAUAUAUAUUUUUUUAAAAGAAUGCAAACAGAUGUGGAAAUGUGGAGCACUAAAUAUCUACACUGGAAAAAUGAGAAACAGAGAGAGAAACUGAAAUGGACAGAUCUACCUAUCGCCACUUCUUCCUACUGCUGGUCUACUCAGAGAUGCGACCAAGAAGGCUUGUGACAGUGGCAUUCUCUCCUCGGCUGGGGAACAUUGUGGCCAAUAAUACUGCUAUCAUUCAAGGGCAGUUACCUUUCAGGUCCCACCAGGACAUUAAUAAGUGGUGGCACACCAAUAUGAGGUGUCAUGGUGCCCAUGGGUGCACCCACUGACUUUCAUCUCAAGCUUGUGCUGAACCUGGAGAUCUUGGGGAAAUUAUCCAAAUUUGCAUUCAUGCAUAUGUUUGGGUUUUCAGGCAUCAAUGAAUUUGUUCUGGAACUAACCCCCUUCCAACCUGCCCUCUUUUUACAUAGUCCAUCAGUUGUUAAUUAUUUCAUAUUUGUUUUAAUCUGGGGGGGGGGGGAGAAAUGUUACCUGUAAUUUGACAACAUAUUAUAUGUCAAGCAUGGGCAAACGUGGCCCUCCAGAUCUUUUGGGACUACAACUCCCAUCAUCCCUAGCUAACAGGACCAGUGGUCAGGGAUGAUGGGAAUUGUAGACCCAAAACAUCUGGAGGGCCGAGUUUGCCCAUGCCUGGUAUAUGUUAUAUUGAUGUUAUUGCUUCCAAACAACACUGCAGACUACUAGCUGUUAUGGUAACAAAUCACCUGUACUUGGUCAGCUCUUCAGUUAGGCAAAGUCCCACACUCCCAUUCAAUGGAAUAUGCCAGGCAAUGUGGUUUGACCAUGCUUUGUGAUCUACCGCUUCUCAUGUGGUAAAUUUUAAAAUAGAGGCAGCUUGAAUGUGAUUCCUCACAUGAUUAAAACGUAAAUGUGAUGUCUCAAUGUAAGCAUCAGUUACAGCACAAACUCGAUGUGUAAUUUGCUGGGUUGGAAAUCCUACUUUUACAUGGGCACAGGACAAAGGGGACAAAACUUGGUCUACAUGUGGUAUGACAAAAUAGAUCCCAAAGUGAACCUAGUCAUUGUGAUGUAAUGAGACACAUAUCUGACCAAAACAGGCUGAAGCAAAUAAUACCAACCUGAUCCUCCAAUGGCAUAGGAUAGAUAGGGUGGAAAACAUUUCCCAGUAAGGAAAACAUAGCCCAUCACCAAAUCCAGAGCUGGGGUGGUGGUCCUCGGACCUGGGGAUUAACUGAGCACUCCAGGACUCUCCAUCUGGACUUCCAAACCCUUCUGGUGCUUACUCCUAUGCUUUGUACCUGAAGUGUUUUUCCCUAGCUUGAAAAUGAUUUUGAGCUAAUAGUGCUUCAUGCUUGCCUUGCAUUGAGGAUAGGGAGGAAUAUGUGAGUGUGUAUAGAAACUAGGUUCCUAUACAAAGGCAACAUUGACAUCCAUUGCUCCAUCCAAUUUCAGCCACAGGAAUGUGACUCUGGGAAGGCGGCCCAGAAGGGAAUGCAGUUCUUGGUCUGGAAAAAUAGGUUCCCCACCCCUGGUGUAGAAACAAAGCCCUCCCUUGAAAGCACUUAGUUAAGCAGUUGUUGUUGCUGCUGCUGUUUUAAGAACCUCUUAUUUGCCAAGAUGGCCUUCUAAGCAGUCAAAUGGCUUCUAGGUUUUCUAUAUAUCAUUUUCAUAAAACUUAUUAAUAGCUUACUGAUGAAAUACUCAAAUUCAAAAAAAGAAUUGUAAUGUUUAUUUUUUGAAAUUUUUUGGAUAGGUCCUUCUACCAGACCCAAAGCAACAGACUUGAUUACUUGUUGUUGUUUUUCAGAACUAUUUCAGGGAGUUUGCUUUCACUUGGAAGUAAAACAAGGGAAAUAACAUAUUUAAAGUUUUAUAUCUAACUUUUUUUUAUAAACACACAAAUUUGUAUCUCUGAUCCAGUCUCAUUCUGUGUAGCAAAACUACCUCAGCUAUGCUUGUUUGGGAAGCUGUGCACUCCUAGAAUCAAAGAGAAGAAUUUGUCUUACUUAUCAAAUAGAAACAUUUCUUGGCUUUCAUUUCUCUCUUCAGUUUUCAAAAUAAGAACAUCAAAAAAAUAAAGAAAAUAGGAAUGAGAGGGUGAGAUUAUUUUUCUCUCCCCUAAUUAGUUAGGGAAAUCAGUAGCAGCUUUCACUUCAUACACAAAAACUUAUUGCAAGGAUGGGCUGUGUUUUGCAUGGCAAAGGACAAAAGUUUAUAUUUAACACCUGCAGGAUCACAGGGAAACAAGCGAGUCACAAAGCCAACUAAGGACAAGAAUACUCCCUAAAAGUACCUUUUUACGCUACUUUAUGUAUUGCAUAUUUUGUUUUCAGUUAUAAGUUCCUACAAAAUCAUCCUGCACAUUAAAAUAGGGGUGGAGAAACUUGUUCAGACUGAGGGACACAUUUCCUUCUGGCAUCUUUUUGGGAGCCACAUAACAGUACUAAAUGGGGCCAGGUUCAAAAGUGGGAAAAGCAAGAAAUGCAAAUUUUAUCAUUGUGCAGCAGGCUAGUUUCUACACAGACUCACAAACUCACAAUCCCCUCUAAUUGUCCACACAGGUUGGACCCAUUCCAACCAAGCAGAAUAACUCAAAGGGGAUAUGAAGUAAGAGUUGGGGAGGAGUGUGGCCUGGGGAGGCCUUGUGUGAAUGAAGAGGGGGCAUAAUCUGAGAAGAGUUGCAAAGGCCAGACAGAGAAGUCACUUGGCCCACUGGCCUAGGGUUGUCCACCUCUGCUUUAAAAGUGAUGUGCUUCACCUAAAACAAUGAUCCCAUAUGCUCAAGUAGGAAGAAGUCAUUAGCCUCUUAUACACUGACUUCUUGCAUUACCCAGUCCGGUUCCUCUGGUAGGUCUGAUCUCUUCCUCCAUCAAAACCUAGGAUACAACAAGGCCUACAAGACUCAAGGAAAAAUUCAGGAGAAACUGCAGGGGAAAGUUUAGACUUAAUAUAUUGUAUCCAACACCAGCCCCUCAUAGAAAUAAUAUUAUUUGAUCCAGCAGAUGUUUCCAUCAGCAGAACAGGAAAGGAUACCAUUUUUGCUUAUUUCCUUCCUUGCAUUUCUUCCCCCACCAUAGCUUAGGAGAAUGUAGGGAUUUGCUUUGUACAGUCAGGUCAUUUAUCUUUCAGGCCCAGUAUUGUCUGCAUUGACUGAUGUAGCUCUCCAGGAUCUCAGGAAGAGAUAGUUCACACCUCUGCUACCUUAUCCAUUUACUUGGAGAUGAUGGGAAUGGAACUGGAGAUCAAAGCAUGGCUCUACCAUUGAACUAUGACACAUCUGAAAAAAGAACAACGGCACUGCCUAUUUAGCUCCUCCCACAGGGAUUUCUCCAGGUCAAGCAUAGGCUUCUUUUUCCCUGAAGAAUAUGUGGACUUCAAAGUCACUGUAAAUGUCAAUGAAAGACAGCAAGCUCCACAGGUGAUCCAGGGGAGUUCACAUGGGGACGUUCUGCUAAUUGGCACACAGUGUGUCCACUUGUGUAUUAAUAACUUCAUUGAUGAGACACAGAAUGAUGUUUCAUUUUACAGUGCCCCCACCCUGACAAAUAUUUUAAAUAAAAUGUAUUGGGUUGAAUACACUUUUACAUUUAGGGCAUCUUAGAACACGGUUUGAGAAUCUGUGGCCCUCCCAAUGUUGCAUGACUCGCCUGCUAUGAAUCCCAACUAUAAGGGCCAAUGGUUAGAAAUGAAGGGAACUGUAGUCCGACAACAUCUAGAGGAUGAGCGGUUCCCUAGUCCUGUCUCAAAAGCUCAACUGGUCCUGGAUUGCUGCCUUCCCUCCUUUUCUCUUCCCUGGGUUGUAUGUAUUUCUUAUACAAUCAUUGAUCUCCAACCUAGAAUAUGAGAACGUGGCAAUCAGAGGGUGCCAUUUAAUUAAAAGUCCAAAAGGAUGGUAAGCUUCUUUAGCUUAAAUGUAAGAUGAGUCUAAAAUGACUUUUCUAACAGAAAAAUUGACAUAAAUAAAUCCCACAACAACAAGCACAAAAUUGUGCGGUACGAGUGACCCCACAUCAAAACUCACACAUACAGAUAACUAACUCAGAUGGUUUUGUUUAAAUAUUUCAGAACCGUGUCAAAAGUCAGAGGGCUUCUUUCUUUUUGUUAAAGACAGCACAUUGCAAAAUAUAACCAAAUGUCACUGCCUGUAACAGUAAGAUAUUUUGAGGCUGAAAUGAGCAUGCAAAUGUGAUGCAAUGCUCUGCACUGACAUGUGCUUUGAAUAGAAUAAGCUGGGGUUGUAGCAAGUAGAAAAGGCAAGUAGAAAAUUACAAGUACCAAUGAAUAUGUCAGGGAAGGUGACACUGCCAGAGAAGUUAAAUUCUGACAUAUAUGCCACAGUCGUGCAGGAUUUGUAGGACAUGCAUGCCCCCAGGUAAUAUUUGUUUUUACAUUCAGAUCUGUAGAGUUUGAAUACUGUGACAUGGUGGCACUUGUUAAGACAAGUUCAAUAUGUUUACAUUCAAGGAUGUUCCAAAAAGGCAUUUGAGUGGCUGCAGAUGAAAGCCUCACAGCUUAUACAUAUAUUUAUAAAACCUACUACAUGUAAGCAGAGCUUCAAUCCAGAGAUCAUCAACCACGGCAGAAAGCAGGAUAUCUAUGGCUGUUCCCAAGCAGCACUGACCCUGCUCUUCCCAUUCUAAACAGAUGGUCAGCACUCUCCUCUCUGAGGGCGACACAACAAUUACUAGUUACAGGUAGAUAGAUGUGUUGGUCUGCUGUAGUCAAAAAAAAAAUUUAAAAAAAUCCUUCCAGUAGCACCUUAGAGACCAACUAAGUUUGUUAUUGGUGUGAGCUUUUGUGUGCAUGCACACUUCUUAUCCGAACAAACUUAGUUGGUCUCUAAGGUGCUACUGGAAGGAUUUUUUAAAUUUUGUUACAACAAUUACUAUUUUACAGAGCAGUCCUCUGGAGACAUGGGAGGGAGACUCUAUGGCAGGGGUGUUGGAAAAUUCCAUUCCACCUUUAGUUACAGACAUGGAACUGUUGCGUGUCACAUGUCUGUUUACGUUCCAGCACAUUCUGCUGGGAACUUCCGUUAUGUGUAUAGCUUUUGCUUUUUGACUGUCUCUCCGAGGAGAAGAAAGGGAGAUGACCUGUUUCUUUUGUCCUGAUUUAUGCUGAAUAAAUCUUUAGCUUUUAGUAUGUUUCCACAAGCCUCACGCCACUUCUGUUUGUGCAGUAUGCUCUGCUGAUAUAGUGUGCUCAGGCUUUGAAGUCUGAGUCGCUGAUUUACGUCGCACCAGAGAUUGGGAGAUCGUCAUGGCUGGAAGGGCAUGAUCCAGCUGGGGGCUAGCCAGCUGGCAUCUCAACCCCCGAAGGAUGCCGACAAAGGGAACCACCAGUUCCAAAGCCUUCCUAAUCUUUCUCACCACACCCCACUCUUCCCUCCCAAUGGUCCCAAUGGAAGACAACAUCAAAACACUGGAUCCCUUACUGGGGUGUGUGUGUAUGUUUUCCCCUGUUCUAGGGGGAAUGUUGGGAGAAUACUGCUGUCAGAUCCCUGAGCCCAGGAUGCCACAGACCUCUAUAAGCACAAUGUCAAAGAUCACUGAUUUAGUACAGUGGUACCUCAGGUUAAGAACUUAAUUUGUUCUGGAGGUCCGUUCUUAACCUGAAACUGUUCUUAACCUGAGGUACCACUUUAGCUAAUGGGGCCUCCCACUGCCAUAGCACCGCCGCCAUGCGAUUUCUGUUUUCAACCUGAAGCAAAGUUCUUAACCCGAGGUACUAUUUCUGGUUAGUGGAAUCUGUAACCUGAAGUGUCUAGAAACUGAAACCUGAAGCGUCUGUAACCUGAAGCGUCUGUAACCCGAGGAAUCACUGUAAGUGGCUCCUAGACCCGGACCAGAGUCUGCAGACAACAAACCAGUGUCCAAUGGAGGCCCAUAAUACUUGUUUUGAAUGGCUUCACACUGCACAGAGCCAAUGAACCAGUGCAGACAGUGUGCCCAGCAUGAGAUCUUGGAAAGGGUGCUAGGCUAUAUAUCAGAAGCCUGCUCCUCUGAGGAGUUCCACUUUUCAAGGAGAAUGAAAGCUAGAUGUCAAGACAUCUAAAGCUUUCACCUGAUUCCAGAUGUUGUUGGAUCAAGUUGCUCACCUUGCUGCCUUACUCAUUUGUUUCUGGGAGGAUCUUCCUUAGGACCAGAACAGACAACCCUUUAUGCUGUAUGAUCCUAUAAGAACUUAAAGCAAUUCCUCUAAAAAAUAAAACCAUUAUUUUGUUUAUUUAAUACCUCCCUUUGCCAAUAUUCAUGCAAGUAAUCGCAGUUCCUUAUUUCAUUUCUCUUCACUGCAAAGAUGUAAUGAAUUAUUCUUAGUUUAUCCAUAGUAUAUAGUUUAUCACAAGCUGAGAUCAUGGUUUUUCACUCAGUAAGGCUAUCAGUGAGCAUGAGCUGAGCCAGGAAGUCUAAAGUCCAACUUCAAUGGUCUAGUAGUUAGGGAGAAACACUAGCUCCUAGUAGCUUUAAUGUUGUUGUUGUUGUUGUCUUGUUAUCCUGUAGCCUACCUUGGUAUUUGUUUGAAAUAAAAGACACUAUGCAAUUAAUUUAAAUAAAAUAAAUAAUGGGAACACACAAACACAAAGCAUGCAUGGAAAGAUUAGCAAUCAAAACACUCACAAUGACCACAACAGCACCACUCUAGAUGAAAUAAAUUCUUCUGUCCAUCAGCAGUGAUGGAAUUGGCACCUUCGGUAUUAAAAAGUAAGCCAGGGUAUCAGCAGACACAGUGGCUUAAUGUGUUAUGAAUUUUGAUUUCCCAGGUGGUGCUCUAAUCAGCAGACCUAACUUGAAUAGAGUAGAUACUGUAUUUAGAUAAAGAGCAUAUUUACUCAGCAACAGUAACAAAGAAUUCCCACAUCAUACGUUCUACUGCUAUGCCUUGCAUUUACAAGUCACUUUUACACAAAGAGAGUUUGAAAUCACCUUGCUUUGUCUUUUAAUGGGAAAGAACUUUAACACAGAACAGGAAAGAGAAAAGACACCAGCAAAGGCUUUGUAGGCCUUAGUCUGCACAGACCUCUUUGAAGAAUUCAAAAAUACUCGAACUGUGUGUGCUUAGAAGGUUCCUCAUAACACAGGGUUACCCAUCAUAGGGUGCGGGUGAGUUUCGUAUAUGCUCAGUAGAACAAAUGUGGAGGUCCCUUUCAGACCUUUCCCUUCAAAGAGUGAAGGCCAGAAAUGGAGUGGGGCAUCUGUUGCCUCUAGGGAUAUAGGGAGUGGGUCCGGCAUGUGUGUCCUUAAUUUGAGUCCUCUCGGGUAAAUGUAAUUCAAAAUGUAUGGGCCAGGAUCAUGGUUCCCUAACAGGUAGGAAAUGUUGGAGUUGGGGAUUUAACCAAAGUAUGAGUUUGCCCGAGUACUGAAAAUACAUAUAAUAAUCAAGAGUGUAAUUCUACAUCUGUUGACUCAGAAGCCCCAUUGAUUUGAAUGGGACUUACUCCCAGGAAAAUGAGUCAUAGAAUCAUAUAGUUGGAAUGCUCUCCCAAAGGCAAUCUAGUCCAACCCCCUGCAAUGAAGGAAUCUCAGCUAAAGCAUUAAUGACAUAUGGCCAUCCUGUCAGUUUGUAUUUCUUGGUACAGAAAGUAUUGAUCUAACACAGGCACAGGCAAACUCCGGCCUUCCAGAUGUUUGGGACUACAAUUCCCAUCAUCCCUGACCACUGGUCCUGUUAGCUAGGGAUGAUGGGAAUUGUAGUCCCAAACAUCUGGAGGGCUGGAGUUUCCCUCUGCCUGAUCUAAUGUGUAGAGAUCUUUCCUAUUCUAAUUAAUUCAACAGGGUUCUGGAAGCUUCUCUGUGUGAAAUAAACAGAAGGUUCAUGAUGUUUGGGUUAUUCCUUCAGAGAAGCUGAGUACAGCUGGCUUAAACUGGUUCUGUUAUCUCUUUCUGUCAAGGUCAUGCUGACUAUUAUAAUAAGGCCAGAAGGAACCUGGGUUUCACUCUUUUCUAUCUCUUUUUCUUUCUGUUGUGGUGUUCUGUAUAUAGUAUUACGGUUUAGACUCAUUGUAAGUUCUUGUAAGUUAAGUCUGCUGCAACUGGAUUUCUUAUGGACAGUGCCAAUCCUGAAUGUAUUGGAUUUGUGACCAAUAUGCUCAUUUGCCUUCAGUAGCAAUAAAGCUCUGCUGAAUGAAAUAUUAAUUGUGUCUGGUCUAUUUUGGGGGGAUCCUGCAACGUGUUUAAGUUUUUACUCUGCUAACUAUACGUUGCAGUUCUGCUCUGGAUCAAUAUGAGUAGAAUUCAUGACACAUCCAACCUCUUCUUAAAAACCUCCAAUGAAGGAGAGUCCACAACCUCCCAAGGAAGACUGUUCCACCAUCAAACAGCUCUUAUUGUCAGAAAGUUCUUCCUGAUGUUUGGUCAGAAUCUUUUUUCUUGUAACUUGAAGCCAUUGGUUCAAGUCCAACCCUCCAGAGCAGGAGAAAACAAGCUUGCAGCAUCUUCCAAGUGACAGCCGUUAAGAUAUUUGAAGGUGGCUAUCAUAUCUCCUCUUAGUCUCCUUUCCAGGCUCGACAGUACAUAUUUGCAUCCUAUUUGUCCAGCUAAAUUAAUUUUUCAGGGUAUCAUUGUGUUUGUGGCAGCAGUAUAGGCUCACAUUUGGCCACUACAAAGAUUGCACAAGCCUGUUGUCUGAUUGUGAACCUAUUAAAAGAAAUAUAAAAGCAUAGUGGGAUGGCCUAGGCCUACUUGCAGAAAGAGACUUACUUUCUUUAUUUUAGUAGGGGGGAAUUCUAAACUACAGUGGUAUCUCGCAAGACGAAUGCCUCGCAAGACAAAAAACUCGCUAGACGAAAGGGUUUUUUGUUUUUUGAGCUGCUUCGCAAGACGAUUUUCCCGAUGGGCUUGCUUCGCAAGACGAUAAUGUCUUGCAAGUUUGUUUCCUUUUUCUUAACACCGUUAAUACAGUUGUGACUUGACUUUGAGGAGCAACUCAUAGAACGUGGUGUGGUAGCCUUUUUUGAGGUUUUUAAAGACUUUGGUGAUUUUUGAAGCUUUUCCAAAACUUUCCCGACACCGUGCUUCGCAAGACGACAAAACUCGCGGAACGAAUUAAUUUCGUCUUGCGAGGCACCACUGUAUAAUUAUAAAAUAAUUGGUAAUUAUAAUUACCCAUAAUACACAGAUAAAAUCAGCAAAAUUUAAAUGCAAAUAAUAAAUUAUACUUCUGGAUAUGUUUAUUUAAAUAAUAAUAUAAAGGUUUUAACACACAUCCAAAACAGUUUGAUGAUGGAGCCUGCCUAAUGUUACUAGAUAAAAAGUUCCAAAGCAUAGGUCCUGUGUUACUGAAAAAAAAAUCCUCCUAAGAGAUGUGGAGUGAACAUUAUAUAGCACUUAUAAAAGUGCAAUCUCUGUAAAUCAAAGCGGUCAUGUAGACUGAUGUGGGGCAAGUAUAUUAGCCUCACGUUGUUACUGUACUUACGGCAAUAUGGACUCCUUGAUGGAUUUUCUACUCCCAAUUUUUUUAUGAAUUCAGCACUUAAUAUAUGCAUCAAUAUGUAUUUUAAAAUGCAUAUUUUGAGAUAACAUAUGUCUAGAAAGGUAUAUAUUUUGUAAGAGUGUGUGUGUGUGUGUGUGUGUGUGAAAGAGAGAGAAAGAGAGAGAAUUUACAUAUUUAAAUAUGAAUUUUUGUUGCUUUUUUAGAAAAAAGAUAUCACAGAUCAAAGCAGACAUGGAGUAGAGAAGCCUUCUGAAGAACUGAGAGUGACUAGAAAUAGACUGAUUCAUCCCCAUAUAUUAGCUAUUCUGUGUACCAUCAUGGUCAUAGCAAUGCCCAUUUCUAGCAGGACUCUAAGAAGUAUGAAUUGAUCACUAGUACCCAAGAGCAAAAUAUCUGUAAAGAGAGGUUGGGGGUACUGCUUGUGACCAUGGGACUCUCAACAGCCCCUUGGGGUGUGGGCUUGAUUACCACCCCACAUUCUGGUGUUUUGUUUUUUUAUCUGAGCCUUCAUUGCUCAGUAAAAUUCAUUCCUGGUUGUAGAUCUUUAAAAGUACAGUCGUACCUUGGAAGUCGGACAGAAACUGUUCCGGAAGUCAGUUCAACUUCCAAAACGUUCGGAAACCAAAGUGUGGCUUCUGAUUGGCUAUAGGAAGCUCCUACAGCCAAUCGGAAGCCUCAGAAGCCCCAUUGGAUGUUCGGCUUCCAAAAAUAGUUCACAAACCAGAACACUUACUUCUGUGUUUGCAGGUGCGUGUUUGGGAACUAAGCUGUUCCAAAGCCAAGGUACGACUGUAUACAUCUUUGGUAAGAUAGGAGGCAAAAUAUUGCUUUUAAAGGCACUUUAGGUUUCCAAUGUGUUUUGACAGACUGACUUCCAAAGAUUUCAGUUGCGCUGAUUCUAGACACAUUUAUAUAAACUUGGUAAUGCUUCUCUUAAGAUCACUUUGAUAUUUUUAAAAAAAUGUUUCCCUACCACAAAGCAGUGAUUUUUUUCCCUUAAUUCAAGAGGAUGAUUGACCCUGGUGAAAAUCAGGUUUCACCCCUUGAUACAACUGUGGUUUCAGCUGACACCAGUGACAGAUCUUCAGCUGACUUCAGCCAUACAAGUCUGAACCCUUGAAGUAAUUAACUGUGUAUAACAUGAUAGAAGAACUGACAGCUGAAUAAAUAUAAAGUUAGUAGGGCAAACCCAUUUCAUUUUGCAAUAAAUAAUAGAGUAGCAAAGACCAAACAGGGUAAAGUGUCAAAAGAAAGCAUGUUUCCAGAAGACUGAGAAAUCUCACAUUGCCAAAGACAGCCUAUAAAAGAUAUUGUUUAUAGAUGAAACUGUAACUGCAAGGAAGCCAGUAGAUACAGUAUACACCAAGUUUGUAAUCUUUCUCCAGCAUAGAGAGGGAAAUGACAUACAUUGUAUUUGUUACACUGGUAUUAUCUCACUUAUCUAAAUAGCCUGCAGGAGUCCCCCCCCCAAAAAAAAUCAGAAAUGUACACACAUAGAGAGACAAAAUUGCUUUACAUAAUAUUACACUAGCAUGAUAUUGUUUAGGGAAUUCAGGGCUGAAUUAUCAGGGAUUUUGAAUAGCUGAUGUUUGUAUAAUGGAAUGCGAUGUGUUGUCUUUUGCAUACUGCAAAAUUACCUUUUGCAGAAUGUGUAAUGUGAAGAAACAUAAAGUAGCAGAUUUGAGUCUCUUUUCUUGUCCACAUGUGCAUGUUUGAAGGAGUUAUGGUUGCCAUCAGUUUCCCACCAUACGUACAGUACUCUUAGCAGAUAUUAUAGAGUUUUAUCCUGUGUUUUGUGAGAGAAUUUUUGCCCAUGCAACAGGACUUCCAUUUCCUCUUCUUCACUUGCACAUUCCAAAAAUCUAGUCCGGGGAGUCCCCCAAAGGAAAAAUGAAGAUAAUUUCUUCCUCUCCAGCAUCAAAAUGCCAAUUUGACUCCUGCCACUGCUAGAAUUGAAAUAUGGACAAGAAACGUCUGACCUCCCACUGAGUUCAUUGGAGCUUGGUCCCAGUGGAUACUGAAUUGCAGACUGCAACUACAAUGCUACACACAGUUACUUGGAAGUAAGCCCAAUUUAACUAAAUGGGUUUGCGUCUGAGUAGACAUGCAGUAGACUGUUAAUGGCUCUACUGUACGGAUGAUCUCUCAUGCAACAGUGUGUUGGAUGCAUGAUGGUGCAAAUGAACUUCAUCCCCUUUGUGAUGUUGCCACCAGGAGCUCUAGAGGACUGGAUGCCAGAAAUUCCCAUUCACAGCUUUCCUGCACAUUGACUUACUCCUGGUUGGAUUGUUGGAUCUGGGCAAUUAUAUCCACACUAUAUUAGUCUUCACCAAAGCCUCUAAGUAUUGGCAGCUCAAAGCCAUAUUGUGAUCAAUUUAGAUAAAAUAUUUUUCUGCCCAGAUGAUGAACAGCUGAUAUAAUAUUACAUUAACCUUCUGUUCUAAAAUGGAAUGUAAUAUUUUUUUUCUUGAAAACACAUGCCAAUGCCAUUUAUUUCUAGUCAAUAUUACCUCACAAUGGUUUCUUAAAAUGAGGUGGGGACUCGCAAUAAACAUUUCAAUUUAAUUUGAAAGGUUUAUUUUAUGUAUAAACAGCCAAGGCUAAGAAACAGUUCAAAAAUAGGAAUUUAAUUAAUGUAGUAUAUUAGAUUAUCUGAGCAGCUGGAGAUUAAAGCAAAGAAACGCCAUUCCUUGAAUUUUAGAUAUCAAGCACAUGUUCCUCCCUUGUGAAGUGUAACAGAGGAUAUCAUAUGUCACAGAAAUGAGACAUUCUCUGUAUACCACCACGCUGCCAAUGGCCUAUGAAAUACUGGAACUGUUUUCUCCAUUGCAAGAAGCACCAGAUUCAUUCAACUAAUGAACAACAGGCAAAACACAACACAGUCAAAAUGUGAAAAUUUUGUGAAAUCAAAACAAAAUUUGAAAUCUUCAACCAGUGAAGAUUAAGGAUAGACAAAUUAUUCAGUUUUGGUUUCUCAGGAAUAGGUUGUGAUCAGCGGUUCUCAACCUGUGGGUCCCCAGAUAUUGUUGGACUACAACUCCCAUCAUCCCUGAGCUCUGGCCUUGCUAGCUAGGGGUGAUGGGAUUUGUAGUUCAACAACAUCUGGGGACCCACAGGUUGAGAAAGGCUGUGAUAGAUAGAUGAUAGAUAAUUCACAUACAUUGCAUCAGGAAGUUACAACACCCCAACAUUUUUACUUAUCAAGCUUUUUAUGGAUAAAAAAACUUUACACUUGUGCUCACAAAGAAGUAACAUCAGUCUCUAGAUAGAAUACUAACAACUUUUCUGACUGAAGAUGCAAACAAAAAUGGGAAAAGCGUAUUACUGUACCUUGCUGAUACAUUAAUAACAUUAAAUGGUGUAGGAAGGGCAAUUGCCAUUUGCUGAUAUUGUUCAGAAGCGUAGUUGUCAACUUUUCCCUUUUCUUGCAAGGAAUCCUAUUCGGAAUAAGGGAAUUUCCCUUAAAAAAAGGGAAACGUUGACAGCUAUGUUCAGAAGUCUCUGUCAUCAGCUACGUGCUCUCACAAAGGCAUCCUUAACUAUUGUAUCUGCAGUUGCUUGUUAUUUACUUCAGUGAAGAGACAUGAGCAGGUGUGGAAACUUCCAUCCCAACUCUGCUUGAGAGACUUUCGGUUACUAUUAUGAGCAUAUUCAUUAGCUUGUACAAUGUUCUGUGAAAUUAAUUUCUUAUGUCUAAGUCAAAACAACAGUGAGCAAUGUCAUUUUUAGAAAUGCAUCUUUGCUGUCAACAAACAUGGAUUUGCAGCAGCACUUCUAAGAUUUGUUCCCAUUGCUGCCCAUCAACCUCUGCAGAGUUGGGCUUGAAUUUGGUUCCUGUAUUUGCAGUUCCCUAACAGAGAAAUGAGUUAAGUUUUUACCAAGAUAAGCUUCCACCUGGCCUGUGCUAAUUCAGAUUGCAUGACUAACUGAGCAUCAGGGUGGGGAUCCUUACCCACAGAAAGUCAGAUUUCAAGGUGAAAUAAAGCCUAGAACUUGUUUGCUUUACCUUCUAGUUUUAUAUGUGGAGGGAUAUUGUAUGGUGCAACAUUAAAGCAUGUGAGAUCCCAACUUUAGUCUAGUUUAGUACAGUGGUACCUCGGGUUAAGCACUUAAUUUGUUCCAGAGCUCCGUUCUUAACCUGAAACAUGCUUUUGCUAAUGGGGCCUCCUGCUGCCACUGUGCCACUGGAGAGUGUGACAUUAACAUAUGAGAGAGUGCUGGAGAUGAAAUAGUUAGACAGGUUGCCCAGUCAGGGCCAGCUCUGGGACAGGCAAAAGGAGGAGUUUGUUGGGAGUUGGGUGGUUGGUUGGAAUGGGAGUGAAUUGGGCUAGAGUGGUGGGUAGGUUGAGUUAGUGUAAUGAAAUAGGCUGAGUCAGGAACAGUUAGGGGCUAGGCAGACAAGUAAAUAUCGGAGAGGUGGUUUAGUGAGAGCAGCUAGCGAAAUUUAUAGGACUGGAUAGGCACCCCAUGAAUGUAAUUGACUGAUACUGUUUAAACACACACUUGUUAAACUGCAAUAAACAAACAAAAGUUUAUGUUUCAAUGUAACCCUGACUGGACUCAGUAUUGUCCCAGGUAGGGCCUGGGUGGUGGCAGCGAGAAAGAAAGUGGUGGCACAGGGAUCAAUAGACAGUGAAACGUCUGGAGACCCUGUGUGAUCGCCACAGCAAGCGAUUUCUGUUCUUAUCCUGGGGCAAAGUUAUUAACCUGGAGCAACCACUUCCUGGUUAGCGGAGUUUCUAACCCAAAGCGUCUGUAACCCAAAGCGUCUGUAACCUGAGGUACCACUGUACAUAAAAAGUACAGAAUAUGGUAGUGGCACUAAAUAUGGUAGUGGCACUAAAGCAAAUUUACUGGGUGAGUAUCACAUCAUUGGUUUGGGGAGACCCCAGCCCCCCCACUCAAACAGAGUUUCUAUCGUAUAUAUUUGAGGUAGUUUUGCUGCUUUUCUUUCAAUUCCUCAUGAGGCACUGGAGAAAAAGAGCCACAGUAACUAUAAUACAUUAGGGACCAGCAAAAGCAUCCACAAUAUGAACAUCUGCUUAGUAUGUUAUACAAAUUGCAAGAUCCAAUUGUAAGAAAGGCUAUUAAAAAAAAUCUUCAGAACCAGCUCCAUAUUGUCAGAAACUAGAUCAUUUGUUUAUCUGUUAAAUAUGUCAAAAGCAAAUGUUCUUUAUGCUUUUUUGUUUUGCGAUUUGCAGUCAGAUCCUAAAAAAAUAUGCCUGCUGCAUGCAUUUCACAUUAAUUUUAAAUCGGGGAAUGAUUCAGUGAAGGGAGAGGAAGAACAGAAUGCUGAGUCCUUGUCAUGUAUUAAAACUCUGGCAUACUUCUAAUGCUAAAGCUGGAAGUUAAUUGGUGAACUACUUGCAUUCUCAGGGCAAAAGGUUUAAAGAAAGGGUCAUCUCUACCUGCUUUUUAUAUUCUGCCACUGCCACUCAGUCUGUAAAACGCUUCUGUGAUUUUAUCCACUUAAAGAAUUAACCCUGUUCAGCAUCACUUGUAAGACAGGUAAUUUUACCAUUGUUAAUUCUGUUCAUUUUUUCUUUUUCUUUUUUUUAAGUGUCUUCAUCCCUGGCAGAGACGAUAAUUAGCUUCAGUCUUGAAACUUGUCUGGAGGAAGUGCUGAAUUUUCAGACUGAGAUGAAGAUGCUUCCCCUUUCACUUGCCCCUAGUGCUGAGUGAAGUUAAAUUGUGCCCUUGAUUUCAAGGAAAGUCAUGCUGGAGCUGUACAAUAUGUGUUCUGGUUUCUUCCUUUAGAGCAAAACAAUACAAAAAAAUUCUAGGCUAGAAAUUAUGAAAGCAAAACCUCAGAUGAUGUGUGAGGCAAUUCAGGAUAGAUAAAAAGCUGUGUGCCUUAUGUGGACAUUUUUCUUUAUUCCCAGUGUCACAUAUAGUUAUGGUCGGGAAUGUUUUAUCUAAGUCUCAUUGCUUGUUUAUUACUUCCUACCUAUGCCACCAGCCGUUUUAGCUUGUCACCCGUGGAGAUAUGAAAAGGGCUUUGGGCUAGUUUCUCAAAUGCAUUGGACCCCUAUGUACAACACAGAUGCCCUGUGGGCCAUUCAGCUGUUAGUCUUGAGACACGGAGUGUUUGAAGCCAUUUCUGUGGUCAUGCAGACAGACUCCUUCAUCCUCUUGUCAGCUGGGCAGCUUAUAAAAUUUCCCUACAAAGCCUAACAUAAUUGGGGUACUGCAAGUGUAAUGCACAUUUAUUUCUCAGAAUUCCUCUCCUAGGCACACCAGGGAUUGCAACCUACACAUAUUGUGAAGGAUGCAAAUAUUUCUCAUUUCUACUCUUUACUAUCAAACUAGCAUUAUAACUGCAAUUUUUUACAUGGCUUUCAAAUCUUUUAGGUUACAUCAUGUAAUGUAUAUGAGAAAUUCAGCAUUAGGGCAAUGACAAAUAUUUACAGGAAUAAAAUGGGUGAUGGGCUAAAAUGCAUCCUAGACAUGUCCUUCACUGAAGCUAACUUCAGGCGUUUGAAGUAUGAGUUAAGUAGGGCAAUGGGGAUGAGUGAAUGUGCUAGAUCUGCUUCCUGUCACAAUUCUGGUCACCCUCUCUGUGUUCAGAGGCAACCCCCACAUACUUGUGGAGGCUAUAGAGAUGUGGAAGCCUGGGGAAAAUACUCAGGAAAGGGUUUUUUUUCCAGAGACUACAUCUGUGCUUUAGAACCCUGAUUUUGGGUGGGUUGUAUUUGUUGGUUACCUCUGAUAACAGUUGUUACAUUUCCCUUUUGGUCUUGGCUAUUACAAGAUGUAAGUUUGUAACUCUUUGUAUUCCCUCUAAGUAAUACGAGUGGGACCUGCAACAACAGCAAAUGCCUAGUCCCACUGAGUUCACAUGAGCUUCCUUCAAGCUAAGUGUGUUUAUGAUUGCAGCUGCAAUGUUGCAAUAUUAUCACCUCCUAACAAGAGGACUCUUGCUCAAGGAUCCAGCCAGCCAUGCCCUCCUCUGAUACUCCAUUCCAUUGCUACCUUUUCCAUCUUUCCAUUCCCAUUGCUAUUCAAUAUUUCAAGGCUACUGAAAAUGCUCAGUCUUUUUUGGGCUCUUCAUGAGUGGGUAGGAGAGAAAGAGAGAGAGAGAGAGAGAGAGAGAGAGAGAGAGAGAGAGAGAUUAGUAAUUCUGCAAAUCCUAGAAGUUCCCAUUUUGGCUACAAUCCUGUUGGUACUCACCACCUGAACUUACUAUUAGAAGGAAAGAUAUUAAUAUUGAUAAAGUUGAACUAACUCAGCAUGCAAUCCAGCUCAAAUGUGCUAAGAGAAUCUAAAUGAUAAUGUACAAACCUAAGCAGAAUGCACUGGGAUUUCGCAGGAUCCACAAUGCCCCUUUGAAUAAAUGGGAGCUAUUCAAUUAACCAUCAAUGUACAGUAUUAGUAUUCCCCCAUAUAUAUCUCAUCAAUUUCAAAAAAGCUUGAAUAUGAAUACUCUGUUUGGAGUAAGUCCCUUAAGGAACCAGAUCAAAUGUCUAUUAAUUAUAAAAGUAAAGAUUCAUAGGACUUGGACUUGCGCCAUUAUAUUUUAAUUAUACAAAUGGCUGUCAUAUUGAUUUCCUCAGUGUUAGUGACUUGGAUCUCAGUUGUAUGCGUUCUGAAAACAAGUGUACAAGAUAAAUUAUUAUGUCCAUCACUGGUGCAAAUGGACAACUCAUCCACUUGUUUACAUGCUGUAAUCAACACUGCCUCCUGUACUGGGGUAUACAUGUAAUACAGGAGCCUUGGAAGAUGAGAUUGUUUGUGCAGCUAUAAAAUAGGCAGAUUGGGGAGCAAGCCUAUCUGGUGUCCUUUGUAUUUAAUUCUGUAUGCCAUCAGCACGUCAAAAUAUACAAGAAAACUGACAUUGUUUUCUGUAACAAUUCAAAACAUUAAAAAAUACAAUAUAUAUGCCAGAGACCUUGCAAAAUUCAGCUCUCUUUCACUUCUUGAUUAGCCCACUGGAAUGCCAGUUUCUCAUUUGUUUUGAAAAAGUUUUCAAGAAUUGAAUAAUCAUACAUUUGGAUUGCACUCCCUCUGAAUACACAUUUAUCAUUCCUACAUGCAUCAGUAUUUUUCUCCAAGUUUUCCUUUCAGCAAAUUUCUUGAUGGAAUCUUUCAAAUUGCUGAUGAGAUUGGCACAAGAGGUUUGGAAUGAGUUUCUACCGGUAAAUUGUUGUUGGCCUCCAUCUGUCUUGGGAGACAAUGGAGGAGUGUGCCUUUGGGGGUGAAGUCAAACUGCUGAAAGGUUACAGCACCUGCUGUGGCUGUAGAGAAAGAUACAGGAUCUGCACUAUUCCUCCCUGAGUUGGAGCAUAUUCUGGAUUACAUAUUUCCAUAAAAUUCUAACUACUGACAUGUGAGUGAAAGCUAUGUGUCUCAUUAACUUUCUAAAGUUAAUAUAUUUUCUGUACUCACCAGAUUUUGAUGGCAGCUUCCAGCCAUCAUAUUCAAUUAGCAAUAUGUGAAUACUCUUUGCAUCAAGGGAAUGUGUUAAUUACCAAAUCAUUUAUUAUGUCAAGUUUUUUUUUUUUUAAAGAAUGACAUUUGCUGGCAGUCUAAAUUUAUUUUCAUCCAAAUAAGCAGUUAGGUGAUUUUCUUAAAAUACUUGUGAAUCAAAAUGCCAGUUAUGUUUUGUAACUGAUUAUCUCCGGAAUUCAUUCGUACAGCAAGCUGAGAAAAAUUGAUGUACAAUAAAAUCUUGUGGAGUGAACCAAACAUGUUAUUAGCAUCAUGUUUACAUCCAUAGCCCCUCACAAACCUUCUCCAUUAUGGCCUACUAAUCAAAAUGGGGCUACUAGCUGAUAGCAACACAUAACUUAAAGUAAAAGAGAUGUCGGUAUAUAUCUUUGGUACCACCCAUAUGGAUUAUAGCCCAGUUAAAGCAUUCUCCUAAUCUGGGAUUUCCACAUAUAAGGAACAGGAUUUCAGCCUCAUCGCUGUUGCCCUGCACAUCUAUCUAGGUGAGAUGUCCAAGCUUCUUUUAUGAAAUAUAUGUCACAUUGCUCUGUCAUGAACAUAUGAGAGAAAAUCACCACAUUUUUCUCAGUUAAAUAUAUAUAUUUUUAAGCUGUAGACCACAGUACAGUGAUCAAGACACCUUCUGACCAUGACCUCUUUGACUUCUUCUCAGGAUAAUAUUUAUUUAUCAAGCACUUGCAAGAAAUGUACAGAUGUUCUUUGGAUUUCUAAGCAAUGGCUGUCACCCAGUUUCUCCAGUGUGCACUCACGGAACUGCCCACCUCCUGUUAAUGGGAGGUGCUACUUAUUCAAUGGUAUUAGAUACAUAGGUCUAGCAUUAACUCAAAUGGAGCAGGUCCUGUUGUCAAGGAGUUUCAUACAUGCAUCUGAGCCCCUCAUUUCCAUUCUCCAUUUAGUCCACUAGACUGGGAUAUUUGACUGCUAGCUAGCUAGCAACUUGCUCAGAUACUAACUGUAUUAGUUACAACAGCAUUGCACUCCUGUAUAGGAUUAAAAAAAAUAUCCAAUUUGGAUACCAGGAGCCUUUUCCAGUUGGAAAAAUUGCUACCUAUGAAGAAGAGAUAAUCAAUUAGCAGCAAGUAAAGGAUAAAACAUUUUAAGAAGCAAACAAUCCACAGUAAAUAAAACUUGCCCUUUCCCUGUGUGAUUUUAUUCAGUAAACAUCUGAAAACAUUUCCGCUCACAAGUUUGCUACAGCAAUUUAAAUUCUUUUUAUCUGCCAAAGAGCAGCUGUGCAUGGUUUUGUUUUGUGUAAAAUCAGCAUAAAAAACAAGAAAUGAGUUCGCAAAGUAUAAAUAAAAUGUUUUACUUUUGAUGAAGGAGAUGGUUUCCCUGGUCAUCAUAAAAGAGCUGGGAAUGUGACUAAAGAAAUAUAACAUUUGUUUGUAAACUUUUGGGAGCAGCUGUAUAAUUGUACAGAAAGAUUCCUACCUAAGCAGCAAUAAGAAUUUAGAUUUCCAUUCAAUUUUGGAGAAAGGCAAUAAUGCUUUCCCCCACAGCAUCACUCUUUUUUUAUAAUUUCAGAGCAACAAAAUUCACUUAAUUACAUCAAAAUUGAGGAAAAACUUGUUCCUGAAGCAUAGGAAGCCUAUAUUUUGUUUAAUAUGAGGACAUUGCUUUGCUCUAAACAAAUAAAAGUUACAUUAUUGCUAAGAUAUAUUUUACGAAAAAAUGUAUCAGCUGCAGCAGCAAGGAGAUUCAAUAGUUCAGCAAAAAAUAAAAUAAAAAAUAAGGCACGGUGAUUCACACAACAACUUUAAGAUGGUUCAGAGUUAAUUUUCGAACUUCCUGCCCAUGAGGAGCCCAGAGUGGGUAGAGUCAGUCUAGAAGAUUCUGUAGCAAUGUUGGGGAGUGGUCAACAGUUACUGGCAGUUUUAAUCCUAGCCGUUUGCUAAGUGCCUUGAGUCCUUCACAAGUAGCUGUGUUUCUCUAUGGAUCUAUUAACUUCACCCAAUAGAGAUAACAAACCUACUACAGUUUCUCUGAUGCCUUAGCUGUAGAGGUAAGCAAAAAGUACCUAAUCUUUCAAGGGAUUGUUGACACUCCUCAGCUCACUUCAGCUACUGAUUUCCCUCUUGAACAUUUAAGAAAAGCUGAGGAAUUCACCUGAGUUUAUUCAGAGAUAGCUGUCCCAGGAUAUUGUAGCCAUGAUCUAAUAAUAUAACCAGCAGAGGUAAGUCAGUCUAUAAUUUAAAAGUAUUUUAGUGCUAAAGAGCCAUUUGAUUAGGAAUAUGUACAGUGGUACCUCAGGUUACAGAUGCUUCAGGUUACAGACGCUUCAUGUUACAGACUCCGCUAACCCAGAAAUAGUACCUCAGGUUAAGAACUUUGCUUCAGGAUGAGAACAGAAAUCAUGUGGCAGCAGCGGCAUGGCAGCGGGAGGCCCCAUUAGCUAAAGUGGUGCUUCAGGUUAAGAACAGUUUCAGGUUAAGAACGGACCUCCAGAACGAAUUAAGUUCUUAACCUGAGGUACCACUGUAAUUGUAAACACACACACACACAUACUACAGAAAGCAAAAAAAGGGUCCCCCUUCAACUGAAGGUAUAUAUUGAUCACAACAUCUUUUUCUUCAAAUUUAGAACUGCCAUUUCAAUCUUAUUUACUUACAAAGUUUACCACAAUAUUAUCGGUCUUUCCAUAAUAAGGAAACAGCAAAGAUGUUAUAGAAAAUUAUUCAUUUGGAACCUAGAACAAAGGGGCAGUGGCAUAGCAAGGGUUGGCAGUGGCGUACCAUGUGUUGCCAGUGUCUGGGACUGCAUGAGAGUGAGGAAAACGGAUGGAGUACACAUGCACAUUCAAUUGCCUAACGGGGUCCAUGUCACCCAGGGCAUUGCAGCCACAGAGAGAUGGCUGGAGAGGUCACUACCUGGUUUGCAUGGAGAAGCAAAUUUCAACAGAGCCCAGCAAUGGAAGCAGGCAGCUGUAUUGAGGCAGCACUGGGUGUUGAAAUUUUGCACCCCUUAACAAUUUUGUGUCCAGGGCAACCACCCCUGUGCCCCCCAUGCUCCACCACUGCAAAAGAGACAUUAAUUUUCAAGAAAAAACAUUCCAAUUAUAUCAGUUAUAUUUCUUUAUUUUAUCUGAGGACAGAAACAUAGCUUUUUGAUAAUGAACAAUGAGUCCAACAAUUUAAGUAAAGCUUCUGUAUAUUAAGUCUUCCGUAUAUUAGUUUUGACACAAUACUUUCAAAGGACUUACAAAUGGCAGACUUUUCUGAACACAUCUUCCCAAUGUUGGCCAGAUAUAUAACCCUGAAGCUAUUCUUUUAAAGGUGAAAUCCAGAACUCAUUUACUCCUGAGCAAUUUCAUUAACUCAACUGAGUUAUUUUUGAAAUAAAUGGAUCAUGCAUUGAAGCCAUAUUAAUUGGUCCCACGUUGGUGAACAUACAUUUCAAGAUGGAGGUGCAGCCAACAAAAAAUUUAGUUGCCACAUCUUUUUUUCAUCUAAAGAGGCAAUGAUUGUAUGGUACAUGUUAUUAACGGUUUUCAUAUAGUUUUGGUAGAUUGCACUCUAAUAAGAGAAAAUAAAAAAUCCCCGAAACCUCCUUGAUUUUAAUGACUGUUUCAAUAGUAUUCACCCUGAGGGCUACUGGAAUGUUUCCUGUAUCCUGUAUCUUCUGUUGUGGGCCAUUUGGCCAUGUUUAAUAAGCUGGUGUGUACAGUAACUUUCUUUGCCCACUGGCACUGUGACAAUUUAUUCAUUUUGAAUUGAAAUGUAUCCAUGCCUGCUGCCAUAAAACAAAUUGUGUUUGAGAGAACAGUGCAACGAUCCAAAUCACUUGGACCUUAUUCAGACAGUUGCUGAGUGGAUCAGGCUGCAGGUACACAUUUUCUAGGUCUGAAAACCAUGUUGCCUAAUUGCAGUAGAAUAAUUCUGGUGCCAUGUGUUUAUGCAUUGUAAUCAAAUUACAUGAUGCCAUGAUUUAGUGAGGAAGCAAAAUCCAAUAACCCUGCAAUGUCAGUGUGAGGAACCCGUUCAGAGAUCUAUUUACCCACAAUUAGUUAUUCAAAAGCUCUUGGAUUUUAUUCAGGGCAUAUUCUCUGAUGUUUAUUUAUUUAUGGCACUUGACACAGCAGCGUUUGAAUGCCAGGUGAAAAUUAGUGAGGCAUUCUUCACAAUCAGUGAUGUUGUGAGAAGGGAAGUAACACUCAAGACUGCUGUGAAGAACAGGAUAAUGUGGGCAAAUAACAGUUAAGUGCUUUGACCAGUGCAAUGCAAGUGGUGUAUGAGGAUCUAGGAAUUCUUCUGCUAACUCUCACUUCUGUGACCUUGAACUUAAUUCCGGAAAUCUAGUAGGCUACAUCCUUGCUUUUCUAUUUGCACAGUGGAUAGGUUUUUUUGUUUUUUUAUAAAACUUUUAUCAAAGCUCCCUCGAUAAAAUGUGUCCUAAAGAGAAGGAAUGCAAGCAUCCAAAUUAGAUCAUUCUUGUUUUUACUUUGCAACUGCUAAGACUGAUUCACCACUAUUGUGGAGAAACAGGCAUGAAUUUGCACUACAUUUCAAAGUACAUCAAACAACAAAUUGCUCAUGUAUGUAUAUAACAGGCUUUACCAACUUGGUGCUCUCAACCAUGCUGGCUGGGGCUGAUGAGAGCUGUAGUCCCAAGUUCCAAGCAGCCACCUAUUUGGGGAAAGCUGUACUGAGAUACCACAUCGCUUAAAUGCUCAAUGCAUAAUCACAAUGUUAUUAAUGCUGCUUGGGUUUUAAUGCACAGAGUAUGAAACCUUAAUUGUGCCAAGUAUUUUACAACUUUAUCAUGUUCGGUGUCAGAACAACCCAAAUAUGUAGGUUACAACCCCAAAUCUGCUCCCAAAGCAGAUUUGGAAGGAUCAUGGGGAGAAAGGAAGGAGAGAGUUCUGCUGUACUCAUGGAAGUUGUUUCACUCAUGCAAUCAUUUAUUUGGAUGCAACCCUAUGUUGCAUGUAUUAUUUGCCCCUAUUCACAGGAAAAAUUCAACUAGUGAUACCCAGGCAAAACUGCUUCUAGAUAAGGAAAUGUUUCCUGAAUAGAUAUGUUCAAUAUUUGCAACUGGUUGCAAUACAGCAACCAUGACUAAUUUUUCAUAUUAUGAGGCCCUUAACAUUGAUCUGUUAACAAAUUAAUUUCCUAUUGUUAGGAUUAGAAAUACAUUUGCCUUCAGUUAUGAUACUGAAUAAUGCAAAGUUAUUCUCUCCCUGAUACAAGAUCACAGUUUACUUCCCCUGUGAUUAAUUUUCAGCCACAUGUAUUAUGAGGUUAGAGUGUCUAGCGCAGGAAAAUAAACAUGGCUUUUACUAUUGAUUUUAAGGAUAGUAUGCUGGUGUCUACAUAUAAAAGGAGAUAAGCACCUGAGCUGUAUGAAUUAUUAUGCUAACCUUAAACAGUUGAAUAAAUCUAUUUUAAAAAACAAAGCAGAGACACAGAGAAAUGCCAGAGGAGAAAUGCCUACCUGUUUGUGUGUGUUUAUAUAUAGUUUUUCAAUACAUAAAAUGUUCAUACAGUGUAUAGCAAUAUUGCAAUGGUUUCACUUCAUUUUUUUAAAGAAAUCUAACAACUGUGCAUGGCAUAUUACAUACUUCAGCACAUGGGGUAUAUCAUAUAUAAAAUAAUGAACAUGAGAGUCAAUAACCUUAGCAGACUUGAAUGGGUUGAACAAUCUAAUAGCAUUUAACAGGAUAUUGAGCCAACAUGUUCUUCUGUGUAAAGUUUGCUGACUCUAGAGAGUUUCAGUGAAGAAUCAAUUGGGCCUUCCUGAUGCUAGUACUAUAUGGGCUGAUUUACGUUAUCCUUUGCUAAAGAAUGUCUCUAGGACACUGUGUGAGCAUCUUCCGAACAUUUUGAUUGCACCAUAAACAUCAAAUAAAAUACACUGAUUUACCUCAUUUGCUCUCAUUUAGGAAAAUGUAGGUCUAUAUCGAUGCAGUUAGACAGCAGUUUAAUGCCACUAAUAAUGAAAAGCCAAAAUUAAAACAGUAGACAGAAAAUGGAAGGUAUGGGAAGUCAAAUGUGCAAAUGCAACAUAAAUGAAGGAAAGUUAGCAGAUCAUUAGAGGUUUUAAAUGUCUCCUAGAUCUAACUGCAUUGAGCUGUUAGAUUUCAUUGGCCUCCAAGUUAAUGUGAAAUCUCUUUUAUGUAUAGCCAUCUCAAAGCCAAUCUAAAUAGUUGGUGAUCAAUUAAGACACACUAGCCUUAGACGAGUGUUAGAUCCAGCAGAAUAGAGAUUCAAUUAUGCAAGCAGACAUUUUGAUAUCCACUGAGAAGCAUUACUUCGUCUGCACAUUUAAAACACUACCUCCAAUAUAGGUAAAUCCAACUGCCGCCUAUAUGGAACAAAGUUCUCGGCACAGAUAGACAGGCCACUCUAUCCCACCAAGGCAGAAUUGGACACCAUGAGUCAGAGGAUGCUUUUUAUUUCUACAGUACCAUCUAGGCAGCACUAAUGUUUGGGCUACUGUCCUACAUCCUUUUUAAGAAUACAAGGAUGAAUAAACAGAAAUGCCAAUAGCUUGAAUAAGAUGUACCUAUCAGCCCAUCUCCAAAAACCUGCAAAGCCUUGCUACCCUGCCAGUUUGUGGCAAAGAAGCAGAAACCUUGGUUCCUAGACAGUGCUUUCUGCUGAGCACUUAGUUUGGCCCUGGAAUUGUUCUUUGACAUGACAUGCCAACACCAUCAAAAGAUGAAUAGACCUAAAAAACAAAUCAUUUCCUUUGAUUCUAAGCCAUUCAAAUAAAAAAACCUAUAAGACUGUGUUUGUGUUUUCCAUUCUGUACAACCAUACAGUAGCCUGUAUAAUUCUUUCAAGAGACCUGCCUGUCAGCAAAGAGGUCAACUUAUUUCCUAUUUUUGUUUGUAGAAGCAGAAUGGUUAUAAAUGGCAUUUCUCAGCUCCCUCCCUAGCAGUAGUCUUCUCCCUCAUUGUGCAUAAUAUUAUCAAGUCCAUAAAGUGUAAAAAAGGGGGGAAAGCAUAUUCUUUUACGAAUAUCAUUACUUUCAUUAAGAAUUAGUGCUUUCAGUAAGAAUUAGUGAUCUAUUUCUUCUCUAUCUUAUUUCAAGGCUUUGAUGUUUGAGCUUAAAUGGAGUGCACUUUCAUCUUGACAGUUAGUAAAAUAAAGGUUUCAAACAUUUUAAAAUUCUGAAGUAAUUUUUCUAAAUUGGGCAUUCAUUUUUUUUGUGAUCACAUCAAGCAUACACUUAUUCUUUUCCCACAGUACCAUUCCAUACUUUCAAAUGCACACAGUGGAACAAGGCAUCAUGGGAAACACAAGAGUGCUGCCAGGAAGGGCUGGCUGUGUCAAAGUCUUGUUCAUCUAACAUGUCAGGACAUAGUUCAUUUUCUCACCUGCAUGCCACAUCAUGGUUUAUCCUGGUGAAGAGAAAGAAAUCCAUGGCAUCAGGAUGUCACAACAAAUGAACAUCAUGAUGUCAUCAUAGUCCAAUGCUUCUAUCUUUUAUGGAUAAUUGGUACUGCCCACUGAGCUGUUUCCCCCAAAAUAAAUAACUAAAGUGCCCCAUCCCAAUUCAUAUUUUGGUACCCUACCACACAGUGAAGAUUAAUGUCAUCAUGAGCAUGACAGGUUCUGGGUGCCUCCUCUUUCUGCAAUUUCUUGAACCAUCACCUUAACCUUCAUCUAAACUGGUAACAGAAGAGAUACUGGAUGAGGCUUUCCACCUUCCUGCAUUGUUUACUACUAUGGCAGCAUGCCUGGUAGCCGGUCAUUUGGACAUGUAGUUUUACAAGGCAUGCUAUGGACAACUACCCCCCUGUAAGCUAUACGUUGUUGUGCAUGUAUUCUAGCUGCAAGUAGCCCUGAGAUGCCUACUUUCCAGGCCAUUUGCAUCUACACUAAUUACAUUUACCAUGUCCCUUGGUACCUGAAACACAACAAUUGCACCAUUGCAAGAUGCUAGGGGUGCAGAAUAAUUUUGGGGAUUGUUAUUGAAUUGUAAUUACACUGUUGGUUAUUGGGAUUGCUCCCAGUGAACACAACACAAAUUAUCAUCUAUCAAAGCCUUUAGGUGUCCUCUGCUUCACACCACAAUUCUGUCUUGUCUAAUUCUCUUUUUAGCUAUCUUGUCAUAGGUCUGAGAAGUACAAUUUGCCCCAGUACAUUCUCUUUAGGCUAUUAAAACCUUGUUACUCAUGAGAUUCAAUGCAUUUUGUUUUGUUGAAUCAGCAUCUUGGAAGCUUGUCUUUGUGGGAGGAAUUUAGUUCUUGCCAAGGGAUCUUUGUCUAUAUUGUAUAUGGAAUCUCACGUGAGUAAUGAAAUCACCCACUGGCACAUUCUCAGCAAGCUGUAGGAUCCAAUGCUCCCAUUGCACUGACUGAUUUCCAAAUAGUUCAGCCAUUGUAGGAGCAGUGUCUUUCAAAAUCAUAUAAAAAAAGAUUGACAGCAUUAAUAAUUGUCGUCAAAUAGUGCAGGCAUCCAUUGAUUCUUGGAAUGUUAGCCUGAGGCUUCCCAGUUUGACUAGGCUAGUGUCAGGUUUUAUUUGUUAUUUUUGAAAGGGCAGCACUAUGAUAGAUAGAUAUAGAUGAUAGAUAGAUAGAUAGAUAGAUGAUAGAUAGAUAGAUAGAUAGAUAGAUAGACAGACAGACAGACAACACAUUUUAUCUGAACAUAAAAACAUCCUUGGGCUUUAUUUUCAUACAUCAUGCGCAUGGUGUAUGAAAUAUUUCAUGAGUGGCAUUUAUUAUCCAUAUUUAUUUAAUCGAUCUAGAUGUUGCUUUAUAUAUAUUUAUAAUAAGUUCCUAAAGCUCUGACCACAUAAGCAUUACUUCUGGGAUAUGGAAACAAACACAAGAAAGAUCCUUAAGAAUCUCUACAAGAAGUUCCAAGUCUGUCUGCUGAACCCAAUCAUUCUCUCAGGGGAGGAGGAUGUGGCAAAUGCAGUCCCCUCCAUAUGGGGAAGGAACAGAAUUAUUGAGGUUUCAGAUGAAAAGACUUUCACAAGAUUGGCGCAGCACAAUUUCCUCAUGCUGCAGGAACAUACUAUUUCACGAACUUAUCUUUAAAAAUAGAUUCCUUAAAGUUAGAAUAGUAGGUAGUUCACCAAAAUUCCAAUUAAUUAGGCAAUGAAUUAAUUGCAUGGGGCUAUGGGGAUCUGGAUGAGUCAGAGGUGACUCUUUGCUUACUCUUGUUAGCUGUACCAGGCUCCCCUGGCCACAAGCAUUCUUUUAUGACCACAGAUCCCACCCUGAACCUGUCACAUGCAGGUAGGCAGGGGGCAAUUGGUGGUAUUACUGCCAGUAAGCCUUGAAGAUGGUUCUGAAAUUUGGCUUUCCAAGGGUAGAGUGGGGCCAGGGCUGAGACGAGCUACACCAUGGUCUGCUGGAUCCUUUGUAACUCAGAGCCUAGAUCAGGCACAGAGAUUGAGCCUUCCCAUCAUCCAUUGACAUGAGCAGCCAGGCUGAGGAUACCAUGGUAGCAACACUGGGAAGUUAGGAUCGCUCUGCUAUCCAACCACUCACCAUAGAGAUUCUCCCACUAUACAGCCUGAUGAAUUUGCAUUAUUGGGAUGAAGCCAUAACUGUUUUAAAUGGAUGGGUUGCUUUGUUAUGCAAAAUUCAAAGAAGCACAUGUAGCAUGACACAUUCUAGUUCAGAGUAAUUGUCCACAAACAGCAGGAGAAAAGACUGGCUUGGGUUCUAUGGUUAACAUUGUGGCAGGGGCAGGGGGAGUGAGGAAGCUUAUGAGAAUAGAUUAUUUGUGUUUUCAAUGUCUUGAGGCAAUUCAUUCACUUUUAAAGUGAUGCAGAAUGUGUUAGAAGCACCCAUGGAGGUAAUUUAUGUCCACAGUGUGAAACCGAAUGCGCCACAUACACUCAGAUGUUUAACUGAAGCUUAAGUAUUUAUUGGGUCUGAAUUGCUUGUUUCAAAGAGAAGAGAAAGAAGUCUAGAAAUAACUAGAAAUCUAACAAUCCUAUGUUCACGCCAAAUAAAAUUAGCUGCCGAAGUUCUGCACAAAGAUUUAUAGGAGUAAGCCUUGAAAGGCUUGACAAAGCAUCAAUCUGUGGUUGAGCUGAAUUUUGGUGCUCUAAUAAAUCCAAAAGUAAAUCCAGCAUUUUGUUCAGGCCACAGAGGGAGCAACAGAUAAUUUCACUUUUCAAGAGCCAGAGCUAGCCGAUAUUUGGGAAACCAUUUCACCAAAUUUCUCCAGGAAGUGAAAUUAUCCAACAAUUUUUUACUGAAAGGGCUGACCAUUAUGCGUGGAAGCAGCGUAGCUCUAUUCUUUCCUUUCUUGAUUCUUUUACCUGCUGCUGCAGGUGGCAACCAAAGGAACUUUGUUUCUUCUACAAUACCUGUGACCUAGCAUUGUUUUGGAGCAUUUUGUGGAGACGGGGUUGGCAGCCAUGGCAAAAAUAUGACACAGAAUAUUAAGAAAAAAUUCUGUAAAAAAACCCAAACAUGAUUCUCUUUUUUUAGAAGAGUGAUCAGACACCGUCAUGCAGGUUUGCCAAUCAUGCAGAGCCCCUGCACACCAGCUGGAACUUACACAGUAGGCUUUCUGUUCAAACAAUCAUUCACAAUGUGUAGGGGCUAAAAGUGUGGUCCCUCUCCAGGAAGACCUGGUAGCAUCCUACAUGUGAGAAGUCAGUGACUAGUGCUUUUGCCUGAAGAAUAAUUUUAGAGCACCUAACUACAGGCUCUAAUGUAAUAUAGGAUUGUGCAUUUUUUUUGUAAAAGCAUGGCACAAAUUACAUAAAGCAAAAAAUUUAAAACUGGAAAUACAAGCUAUUGGGGACUAUUGGGGACCUUUAAAGAGAAGCAAAAAUUCCCAAAUAAUAAAUGAGAAAAGCAGAUGUGAUUGGCAUCUGCCGAAGUUAUCAGCAGUAAUAAAUUUCAAUUUAAAUAUUCAAAGUACAAACUCUCUCCACCCCAUUCCCAUGUUUUUCAUUGUCCUCUAAGAGAUAUAAAAUAUAACAGCACCCUAUUAGCUAAUAUAUCUAUGUGAUUUUGUGUUAGAUAUAGAUAGAAAGGAGGACAGAUGCUUACAUAAAAUAAGCUGUAUGGACGUGGUAACAAAACAAUUAAGGGCUCAUAGAAAUUUCUUUUAGGAAAGGUUAAGCAUUUUUUCUUCUGAAACACUUGGUAAUUCUUAGAAAGUCUUCUAUUUCCUACAGUGAAUAAUAGACAGUCUUACCAGUUGGCACCUGAACUCACUUCCUAGCAGAAUAAUGCUGGCUAUAGCUCUCUGUCAAAAGUUAGUCAAGUUUCAGGUGUUGCCUUUGUUCAUAUACUUCUAGUGCUGAGAAUGGCAGGGAAACAAUAAGGCCAGCAGGAAAAGGCUAGGAAAUAGGAAAGGAAUUCCAGCAGCACAGUGGGUUGAGUGUGUGCUCCAAUUCAGUGUUAAACAUAGGGUUUUCCUAUGUUUCCUUUCCACUUUACUGGUGGAAAGGGACAGAGCAAUAAGUGGGGAUGAGCCCUAAGAUCAUCUCCCUGACUAGGUAAAUGUAAAGGUAAAGGACCCCUGGAUGGUGAAGUCCAGUCAGCGGUGACUAUGGAGUUGUGGCGCUUAUUUCGCUUUCAGGCUGAGGGAGCUGGCGUUUGUCCACAAACAGCUUUCCGGGUCAUGUGGCCAGCAUGACUAAACUGCUUCUGGUACUAUGGGACACCAUGACAGAAACCAGAGUGCACAGAAACACCGUUUACCUUUCCGCCGGAGCAGUACCUAUUUAUCUACUUGCACUUUGACGUGCUUUCAAACUGCUAGGUUGGCAGGAGCUGGGACAGAGCAAUGAGAGCUCACCCCAUUGUGGGGAUUCGAACUGCCGACCUCCCGAUCGGCAAGCCCAAGAGGCUCAGUGGUUUAGACCACAGCACCACCCAUGUCCCUAUCUCCCCGACUACAGCCAUAACUCUUUUACUUAGUUCCACGUAUUUUCCUUAUAUAAGUUUAACAAAAGAAAACUCUUGCAGUUACCAUAUUGUUUCAAAAAAUCAACAUGCCUCCUUGAAUUUAGACAUAGUCUUUUAGUUUCUCUACUAGUCAAUCUGCCAGAGUCUUUAUCUGUUUUACUACAGGGGACAUACUUAUUUCCUGGUUGUGAUUGAAUCCAGGGGAACGUAAGUCAGUUCAGAGACGAGGUGGAACAAUAUUUACAUUUUCCUUUUCCUACAUGUUCCCUUUUUCACAGAGUUAAAAAAAAGGACAUCCUUAAUUUGUAACCUAGGAACCAGGCCUCAAUGAAAGGUCUGUGGGAUAGAGAAUAACUGACACAACACAGUAGGGGAUAUUUGCCAGAUAGUUGUGGAACUAGAUGCGUAAAUUGGGCUCUGUCAGCACUCCACAAGACAAAAACCCAGGAGAAUAAGAUGGUAAUGUUUAAGUCUAUUAUUUUAUUAUUUAUUGAGCUUAUAUACUGCCCUAUACCCUAGGGUCUCAGAGCGUUUCACAGCAUAAAAUCAAGAUAUAAAACCACAAAAUACCUAAUGAAAACAACAACAACAACUCUAACAGUAGUUAGGCUCUCUCUGUCCAGACAGGAGCGUAACUGGGCCACCAGCCAAAGCUGAUGGAAGGCACUUUUGUCUUUGUUUGGUGAUGCAGAAGCAGCCAGCCCAGCAUUCACCUGAAUAAAUUGCAGUAAUAAAGUAAUCAUCAAGUUUCUUCCUCUUGCCAUAUUGACUAACAUAGACAAUUCUUAAUUGACUAUAUAAUUAUGAGACUUUACCUUUUGUGAUAAUAGUAUGGUUGAUACAUUCUCUUGACUGCGCCCUGCUACCUCAUAGUAGAGGGUGAGUAAUAAAUCUAAUAGCAGACAACAAUGGUAGCAGUCUUUCUUUUAAUGCUACCCUGUAUUUAUAUUAUUCUUAUUCUUAUUCUUAUUUAUUGAAUAUAUAUACAGUGGUACCUCGCAAGACGAAUGCCUCGCAAGACGGAAAACUCGCAAAACGAAAGGGUUUUGGGUUUUUUGAGUUGCUUCGCAAGAUGAUUUUCCCUAUGGGCUUGCUUCGCAAGACGGAAACGUCUUGCAAGUUUGUUUCCUUUUUCUUAAAAUCGUUAAUACAGUUGUGACUUGACUUCGAGGAGCAACUCAUAGCACGCGGUGUGGUAGCCCUUUUUGAGGUUUUUGAAGACUUUGGUGAUUUUUGAAGCUUUUCCAAAACUUUUCUGACACCGUGCUUCGCAAGACGAAAAAAACCGCAAGACGAAAAAACUCACAGAACGAAUUAAUUUCGUCUUGCGAGGCACCACUGUACUGCCCUAUACUCGGAGGUUUCAGGGCAGUUCACAUAAUAAAAUUCUAAUGGCUAUUCUGUAUUUGAGUGCAUGGUAAUUUCUAGGCAUAUAAUGCCUGGCUGCAGCUUCUUCCCACUCUUUGUGUUUCCACAGAAUGCAGUGAAUGUUCAAUAGUCAAAUGCUAAACCUGUGAAGUAGUCCUUACUAUGAUCUGAUAAUGCUAACACCUUAAUGGUUGGCUUCCAGACAUUGCUGGGCUCUAGUUCUCAUCAUCCUGUGUCAUUGACUGUGCUGGCUGAGGCUGAUGGGAGUCCAACAACAUCUCAAUUCCUGCUUUAAGGUUUAAAUUCUCCUAAAAGGAGAAAUAUUGAAGGCCCAAAUGCAGACAAUACCAACAAGAAAGAAAAGUGGAGGGCAUCUAAGGAAACUGGCGUGGCUGCAUGAGGAGCUUACAAAUGAGCAGAGAGUUAAGAAGGGCCUGUAUAAGAAAUGGGAAAUCAUAACAGGUGCCGGGGGAAAGUCAGGCUGAAUACAGCUCAGAACAGAUAAUUCAACAGACUGUGAGCAUUUAGAAAAGGAUGCUGUGAUUACUAAGACCCAGCAUGGGUUUCGGAGAAACAAGUCAUGCCAGACCAAUCUGACGGAAUUACAAACUUAGUGGAUCAGGGAAAUGUUGUGUACAUAGUGUAUCUUGAUUUCAGUAAGACUUUUGACAAAGUACCCCAUGAUAUUCUCACAAAGAAACUGUUAAAAUAUAAGUUGAACAAGGUAACUGUUAGAUGAAUUUGUAGCUUGUUGACUGGCCAAACCCAAAGAGUACUCAUUAAUGGUUCCUCAUCAUCCUGGAAAAAAGUGACAAGUGGGGUGCCACAGGGUUCUGUCCUGGGCCCCUUGUUGUUCAACGUCUUUAUAAAUUACUUGAAGGAAUUGAGGGGAUGCUCAUCAAAUUUGCAGAUGACACCAAACUGGGAGGGGUAGCUAAUGCCACAGAAGACAGAAUCAGAAUUCAAAAUGAGCUUAACAAAUUGUAGAACUGUUCGCAAGCUAACAAAAUGAAUUUCAAUAGGGACAAAUGUAAGGUUCUUCACUUAGACAGGAAGAACCAAAUGUACAAAUAUAGGAUGGGGGACCGGGCAAUGGGGAAGCCAGAAAAGGGGACCUGGCAAUGGUGGCAUGUCACACCCCCACCACUACUGCCACCCAUUUUUUUAGGAGAGUGGACUUUAUGUUAAGGAAAAUAUGGAUAACAUCAGUACUGUUCUGAAAGUUGUAGCUUUGGUGCUGUUGUUUUCCCCCCUGUGCUUCAGGAGAGAAAGUAAUGAGUAUCCUGACUUGGAAUAUAUUUCUAGAGCAUGACUAUUGCGGAGAUUCAUUCACCUCUCUUUUACAUAAAUACUAUGCUGACUAAAAUAUUCUAGUCAUUGGACUUGUGGAAUUUAUUCCAUUGAGGCUACGGUUCCAUGAAUCCUACCCAUGUUUACUGGGAUAUAAAUUGUUUUCUAUGACACUCUUUUUUGAGUAAGAUGUGGAACUGGAUUUUUAUUUUCUUUUUCCCUCUAAUGCUAAAAAGGCAUAGAACCUAGUGACACCUUAAGGACUAAAAGCCUAAUGCUGACACUACACUGCAUUUUCUCUUCAUUUCAGAGAUGGGUCAUUUUCCCCCAGUACCUGCCGAUCUCUACUUUUAAUCAGAUCUCAUUUCUGUACAAUUAUCAUUUCAGGCUUGUGUUGAUUGCUUUUGCUAAGCAUAAUGAGUAAAAAGAAACACUAUCUCAUUGUGAAGAAUAUUGGAUUGGUUGGUGUAAUAGACACAGUUGCUAUUUUUUCCUUGCUCUUUGAAAAGUUAAUUUUCUCUUUCAUCAAAUAACUAGCGGACUACUAAUAGCAUAUAAGGUUUUAGAGGGAUUUGCAUUAAAGAAUGUAGCUGAGUGCCUUAUCUGCUUUUGGAACCAAAGUGACAUAUGGAUGUUCUUUUACUAUUAAAACCUUAGGCAACGUCUAACACACUUGCUGAAAAUUGCCUUGGGCUGGUUUUAAGUGCACAGAAUAGCAAUGUACCUCAUGCAUCAAACACAUCUACAGGUCACUGUUUAUUCAGUUAUUUCAGCUGUAAGGGGCUUGAGACAUGAAAACUGUGAAGAAAUAAAUUGUUUGGAUACCAGUGAGGGUUGAUGUGCCACCCUGUUAAUGUCAAAUAAGAAAUGCUGCUACACUAGACCACACAAAUGUAGCUUCAGAAACAACAUUUUACAAACAGCUGAAAUGCAUUCAGUGCAAUCAUUGUAUUCACACAAUGAAAAUCCACUUUUAGCUCCUGCCUCAAAGGGCUGUUUGUGUGUGCAUGAUGGUGUACAGCAAAUUCUGCAAAAGUGCAGAAAAUCUGCUCCAAUCCAGCAAUGUUGCAAUGAAGUAUUGUGUCAUAAAGCAUUACAGCUGGGAAAGACGGUAAGAUCCGACAACCUCAGCAGAGUGUGUAGGAAGAAAUUGUGUGGGUUGAGUGAUUGACAUGGCUCCUUUCUGUGCCCAACGUUGCCAGCCCCUGGUCCUGUGGGUGAAAGAUAAUGGUUUUGUGUUUGUUUUGUUAGCAUUCCUUUUUCAUCCCAGCUUGUAAAAGCAACUCAUGAAGCCUUCGGAUAAGGCAACUAGAACCUUUUCAUAUGUAUAAUACUGCUCUGAUCCAUUGAGAUAAGAUAGGCAAGUAUGAAUAACAAAUAUUAAGGGAAAGUAUCAUUUAUUUCUUUAUCGAAGCACAUAAAAUGAAUCCUGAACUUUAUUAGAAAACAAUGCCCUUUAUUUAUUGAACAGGCAGGACUAGGUGACAUAUGAUGUUAACAACUAGAAUCACACAUGGAGAUUUUAAUUAAGAGCAAAAGCUGUUUGGCAAGACUAAUUUGAAAAGCAAAGAUUAGCACAACUUGCUAGAGUUCAACAUUGGCUUUGCACUGGUGUUUAAAAGAAACCCUGUAUGCAUUAUAGAAGGCACAGUUGCGGAGGCGAAAGCCAUAGCUGUGUGCUCUGUGCUAUGUUUCACAGCUAAACAGACACAUGAUUUCUUAUGAAAAAUAUCUGGUAAUCUCAAACACUGAGCUGUGAAGUGAACUAAUUAAAUGUUUCAUGUUGCACUAACUAAUUCCUAAAACUAUUCCCCAAGUAUUAGUAGAGCACUUGGCAGGAAGAUGGAUAAUCUAAACUGGGCACAGUAUUUGUCUGUGCAUAAAGAAAGACACUAAUGAGCAAUUCAGCUGAAUGUGAAAUUAUACAUUUGUUUCAGAGGCACGGUUUUUUACAAAACAAAAUAAUCACAAAGAAAAUUAUGAUAGCAGAGCUUCAUGUUGCCAAACAAAUUUCUAGAAUCUAUAAUUUAGGGGUUAAAAAAUCAUGAUAGAACCCCCCCCACACACACACUCCCUCCAUGUGCUAGCAGAGCUCAGAGAUUCAGAUAUUUGAAUAGAGUUUUCACACAUUUCAUUGGAAACAGUUAAGGUGUAUCUACAUAUUGACAAAUGUUUCUGUGUACUCUUGUUGAUUUGUACAGCUCAACUAUUGUGUACAAUCAGCGACUAUUAUAUGUAAAGAACAAUACAAGCAUACAACUCUUUCUGUACACAACUACACAGACUGAAGACUUGCUGAAUUUAAUAUGUGAACACUCCUGCAAUGACAUUGAGACAGGUCAUUAAAUCCCCCUUAGUGAACUACCAUAACUUCCAGAACAACGUUCUUUUUCUGAAUGUGUGAUCUGGAUGCAAGAGAAAAAGAAGCAGAGGAAAAAAUUAUGUUGUUCCAGAGCCUCUCAGUGCUCAAAAGCAUUAAGGUGCCACAAGAAGCUGGAAGGCAUGGAGGCAUUUCAAGUCUACCCUUACCCAACCUCCAUCAAACUGGCACAAAAAAUAUGGAAUAUUGCCUUCCUCCAGCCAUAUUGAUUGUUAUUCAGUGGUCCUUCUGCCAAUUACAAUGAAAAAGAAAUAAAUUUCCGCUUCAGGGUGACUCAGUCUGGGAACUGUAGCUCUGUGAGGGUAAUAGAGUCUUCUAACAUUCUCAGUACCCUUAACAAACUGCAGUUCCCAGGAUUCUCCACGGAAAGCUGUGACUGUCUAGAGUGGUAUGCUUAAAUACAUAGUGCUAUGCUUUAAAUGCAUAGUGCUGAUGGGACCUCAAUGCUCAAAUGACAGUUCUUUGCAACCUUUUCACAAGGUAACUUGGAUUUUCUCAGUUUGAUUUCCCAUUUUAAUCGCUGUCACUUUGGUAUCUGCAGUCAAUCUCCAUUGCCAACUUUAGACAGCUCCCCAGUCAUUAUACUUCUGCAGACCUCAGUGGCUUGUACAUUGCAAGUUUGCAAACAACUGUUACAUAGAAUUAGUGUCAAAUCUACCUAUGACAGCGAUGUCUUCUGAACAGAAAUAAAUGUUAUCGGAAGUGACCUAUGAAAAGACAACAGAUUUAAUGUUUACUGUAAAAGGCAAAAUAAUCAUUGCAGUUCCCAUCCAGGGAGAGUUAGAGGGGGCACACACCUGCUCAAAUGUUUCGGCUCAUAUUCCAUUGAGCAUCUGUAUCUAUGGGUGACUUCCAAUGCUAGCUGUACUCAGAUAAAAUCCAAUGAAAUUCAUCAGCUUGAGUUAAUUGAUUUCUUUUAUUUCAAUGGAUCUGCUCUGAAUAUAAUUGAUGUGGAUUUCACUGUAUAUCUAUUGCUACCGUGAGGUACAAAUGCGUUUGUGUCAGGGGGUAUUCAUUUGUUUUGUUCUUGUUUUUAUUCUAUAUUUUGUGUUUUUAUUUUGUAUUUUUAUGCUGUGAACCACCAUGAGAUCUUCAGAGGAAGGGCAAUAUACAAAUUUAUUAAAAUAAUAAAUAGACGUCAAAUAUCAAAUGCUUUUAAAUUACAGUUUUAGAUUGUGGGUUGCUUGUUUGUGAUUAUAGCUUCAAUUAUCCAAAACUAGAAAGUGUGCAUUGUCCAACCCUAUGGAAAGCUGAAGUGGCAUUUAUUUAAGGUUCUUUGAAAAAUAAAAUAAGGGAGGAGACAAGUAAAAAUUGCCAUGUGGAGAUGCACCAUCUUCAAAUACUGGAGGGGGGGGCACACACAGAAAGGGAACUACAGAAUACAACAAAAUGAGAUGCAGCUAAGCUCAUGUUUCCACAAUGAUAGGCUAUUUAAUCAUAAUUGCUAUUAUGUGAAAGAAAAUAAACUCCAGUAUGUGUAUAGUUUAAGAAGAUUAUGCUAUAAUCUUGAUGUGCUGUCAUUAGUGUAAGCCUGCUCAGGAGCAUUGCAGAGCCUGGAGAUGGAGCUUUCAUGAAUUCUGUUUACAAGCUGUGAAGGAAAUAUAUUAUGCAUACAGUGAGCUCUGCUAAGAGUCUGGGCUGCUUCCCCUAAGGUUACAACAAAUGCAAACCUUCUGGAUUCGUAUGAUGAUGAAUCUAUUGUGAAAAGAUGGUUACAGGACUAGUAUGACGGCACUUUGAAGAGCCAAAGAAGCUAUUUCCAUUGUGGAAUGAUGUGUCCACAUAGUGCAUGGGACCUUGAUGCUUUCCUUACCAGGGAGUAUCCGAGCCAAUCCAUUUUCUAGCAUGGCAAGGCAAGAUGGUCAAUGCACUUGUAGCAAGUGGGUCAUGUUUGCAGUCUGGCUGCCACAUUUUGGAACCAGUUGCUUUACAAGGACAGCCUGAAAUGCCAAAUUACUUAGAAGUCUGGAAGAUCAGGGUUCUCAGUCACACAUGAAGCCCACGUGAAUGGAGUAGACUCUAGUUUCUUCCCACUCAUGCACUGGAAGAACUGGGCUUUGCAGCCCACCCCUAUUUCUUAUUACAGUGCAUAGGUAAGCAGUCCUGAAGAGAACUAUAGAGCUGAGUGAUAUCUGUGCAUUGAUUCCACCUAACUUUGAAGCUCCAGAUUACUUCUCUCAAUUUCAUAUACAUGUGGUAAACCACUGAGCCUUUUAAGAGACCAUUUUAUGGCUCUGGUUUCACUUGCCUUACCUUGUUCUAUAAACUAUGGAAACUAGUCUAAAUCAAAUUAGAUCAGGUUUAGAAUCAGGAGGACUCGUGUGCAGAAAGCCAGGAAUUGGUUGGGUUCUUCCUCCAAGGAUCCUUCACUAAAUGAUUGACCAGACAACUCAAGUAAGUAGCCCUUAAUUUUGCUGGCUGUCUUGGUGUCAUUCAACUUGAAAGUUUAUCGCAAGAGUUUUAUCAGGUAGUUGUCUCUCAUUUAAAUCUAAAAAUUUAUCUUGUCCCCAGGUGCGUUUGUUCAGAGAUGAGGGACAUCAUGUUUUCAAGUGCUUGUCAAUUAUGACUCGUGUUGCUCACAUACACCAUUGUUUUAGGGAUGAAUGAGUUUGUGAGACUUGUCUUGAAUGCAACUAGCAAAGAAGGGACAUGUGCUAUUUGUGUGUGUAUCUGUGUGUUUUCAAACAAAUCUCAGAUUCAUUUCUUGGUUUGAUUAAAAUAUGCUGUCAUUCUGUCUAAAUGGAUGUUCACAAGGGCAUGAAAGUUGGUGCUUCUUUCUCACUUCCAACUGUCGAUUAGAAAAUGUUGCCUUUCCAAGUGUCAACUCAGGCAGCUGGGGGAUACAUGGUUUCUUCGUCUCCCCUAAUUUGCACUGUUCUAAAUCCCUAGAAGUUACUGAGUUAAGGAAAAAGGAAGAUAGGUCUUUCCCACAGGGAAGGAAUGUACUUUUCCCUCCUUCUGUCCCCAGAAGCUUCAGGUCACAACAAGAAAGUGGUGCUGCCACUUUUUCAAUUGAAGUUCAGGAUUUUAGUAGAAGAUCAGAUUCCCCCUGGCCUGUGUUUCUUCCCUGGUGGAAAAAUCAGUGAAGGGGGAUACUCACAGAUUCAUGCCAUCUAGGUUAUUCCUGUCAAUGACAGAACAUCACUAAUAAGAAGGAAAAAGUUGGGAUCAGGGAGGAAGAGAUUUAACUAAUCUCGAUUGUAGCAGGAAUCUGCAGCAUGUUUUUAAAUUGUUUUACAUGUAAUUGUUUGAGGUUGAUGAUUUUUUUUUAAAAAAGUUUUUAUAUAUGCAAUUAUUUGAUUAUGUGUGUGUGCGUGUUUAAUUUGCUACUGUAUUAUAAAUCAUGAUGAGAAGCCACAUAGGAAGGAAUUAAUAAAUGAAAUAAGUAAUACAACAUUAACUAGCUUUUGAUCACUUCAAUUGAUCUAUUGAUGCCAAUUCAAGUAAACAACUUUGUAUUGCAGAAUCCCUAUGGGAAAAAUAAAACAUGAUGGAAGCCCUUAAAUAACCAUACUAUCACAACUUAUUUUCUACCAGUACAUUAACAAACAAGAAGGCUUUAUGACAACCAGUUUGACAGGUUUGAAAACAGUGUAUUAAUCAAGAGAGGUAAGUAAGUUGCACAGUUAGUUGGCUCCAAGACAGAGAAAACCCAGGUUCUCGUGAUCCUCAAAGUAGCACCCCCACCCCAAGCACUGAUUAUUUGUUAAAUAGGUUUAUCAUAAAUUUGUGUUGGAUGACAUUUGGCAUACUAAGCCUUUUUGGAACUUAUCAUGUAAUAAUGCUUUUGCACCAUAUCUUUAUUUUCUAGGCAUAACUCAUAAUAUAAAUUUAAUUUAUCUUUCUGAUAAAUAUUAUAAAGAUGUUUUUAUAUUUCAAGAAGAGGAGGCAUAAGGAUACAGAAUCAUACUGUAUGUUUCAGCCAGCAUUCAAGGAGGAUAGAGAGUAGGACCAUUUAGGCAUGGGGCUCUUUGAGGGGGCCACUAUCUGGGUGAGAGGGCAUGACAUGGGCCGAAAUCCUAAGGGCUGGAUAGAGAGGCUUGGAGGGCUGAUGCCCAUACUGCUCUGGUGCAUCACCUGAAGAUGGCUUCAAAAUCAAGACCUGAAAAUAUGCUCCCUGCACUUAACAAUAUGACUUCUUAGGUAGCUAAAUGUGGAUUAUUAGCAUUAUGUGGUGCUAGGGUAACAGCAGCAAAAGUCUCUCUUUACCAUAUGCACUUUAGAAGAAUGCCAGUUAUUAAAAUAUGUGUUUUCUUUCAUAAAACCUAAUGGUUAAAAAAGGGGAGUGGGGAGAGCUAAAUUCAGCAAACAGUGUCGUUGAGCCGCAAGGGAAAAACAAUCUGUAGCAAGACAUCAAAUUGGUUUCAGUGAAAUAGCUGAGGAGCCCAAGCCAAAGAAUGCUGCUGCUGCAUUGUGUUUGCAUUUCUGUGAUGGGAUUUACAUAACUCAACAUGACAUUAUAUUGGCUGAGACACAAAUCUAGUCCUUAAUCCAACAAGACGCAAAGUGCUCACUGUGUUGUGUCACCAAGAUCUCCUCUGCCAGCCUUCUGUAUCUUGCCCAGCCAAAUACAAUCUGUAUGCAUAUUUAUCCGUUUAAUGCUUGGCUGCAUGUUUCCCAGCUCCCAUAUAGUUGCAAAGAUACAGUAUACCGAUAUAAUAUGUUUUCCUGGCAGUAUAGCACUUUGCUAUUGAUAUGGAUGUAUAGAAUUGGCAACUGGAUUUUUCUUUUGCUGCAAGGUUGGAAUGUAAAAUGCCUCUCUUCAUCCCCCAUUCCCCAUCCAAUCAACAUUUUCUUCUCCUGCUUUGUUUUCCUCACUUCUUUCUCUGCCCUCUUGUUUACUGUCACUUAAUGAGCUUUAUGUGGUGGCAGCACCAUUAGAAUCACAAUCUCUCCAUUCACAAGGUAUCAUAAAACAGAGAUAUUUGAGCACCCGCAGUGAAAAAUACAGUUCUAAAUAUUGACUGUUGAUGGAUUUCAUUCAAAAUACUAAAAUUUAAAAAUAAUAAAUCAGACAGUGAUUGCUAGUUCUCUUGAGAGGUUCUAAAUUUCUUCUUGGCCUUCACUGUUGUUCUGACGUCAGGAAAAAUGCUGCCUUCUAUAAGGAUAAAAAUAGGCUGUGGCAAUGAUAAUAUUUUCCAACUAAUUAUCUACAAUGGUUUGCAGGGACGAUCUGUCACAGCAUUCACUUUCACUGCUCACUUGAUGGACCCAUGUUUGGUGCCACUGAAGAACAGUGGACUGAAAUGAAGAUACAGAGGCUGAUGGAAUAGUUAGGCCAGAAGACUGAUGCCCACGGUGCAUAGAGCACCUUGGAACAAAAUAAUUGCAAAUUAUUUUAAAAUUUGAAAGCUCUUUUACACAUGAGUAAUAUGAGUCUAUGCUAUGCAGUCACAUUUCCAUUUUCCAGAUCCUUAUGACACCUAUUUCACAUGAGAUUAUACUAACAAUUUAUGAAGGACUAUGGGGAGUUAUAGGGACGCAGGUGGCGCUGUGGGUUAAACCACAGAGCCUAGGACUUGCCAAUCAGAAGGUCGGCGCUUCGAAUCCCCACGACGGGGUGAGCUCCCGUUGCUUGGUCCCUGCUAUUGCCCACCUAGCAGUUCGAAAGCACAUCAAAGUGCAAGUAGAUAAAUAGCUACCGCUCCGGCGGGAAGAUAAACGGCGUUUCCAUGCGCUGCUCUGGUUUGCCAGAAGUGGCUUAGUCAUGCUGGCCACAUGACCCGGAAGCUGUACGCCGGCUCCCUCGGCCAAUAAAGCGAGAUGAGCGCCGCAACCCCAAAGUUAGGCAUGACUGGACCUAAUGGUCAGGGGUCCCUUUACCUUUACCUUUAUGGGGAGUUAUAUUUGAUGAUGAUGUCCAACUCUGAAAAAAAUGUUGCAUUUUGAAUGCUGGUGGGCUGAGGCAUUUCCAGUGCCCUUUUUGUCAUGCUUGGUUGAAUUCCUAUAGCAGCCCUAUUUAUAAUCUCCAAACUAAGCAUGCCCAGGAGUCAACUAUGUUUCUUUAUCCAUCCCCAGAGUGGCUUGUUGAAGCCAUCUACGGCCCACUUUCUACCAGAAUUAAGCAACUAUAAAAUUUUGCUGGCCCUAACCAUAGGGCGGCCUUAUGUCCAGAUUUUCCUAGACAUUACUGGAAUUUCAAAGGAGGAAUAGAUGUCCAGAGGGAAAUUCCGAAAGGCAAUGCUUUGUCCUGGAACUUAGGGAAGUCAAUUGAAAAAUUGUGUCUACAAGGACACUUUGGGGUGUCCUGGUUUUUACUUUUUGAAAUAAAGCAACCCUACCUAAUAAUGGAACUGUGUUCUACUCCAUGCUGGAGGCUUGACUGAAUUCAUGACUACCAAUAAGAGAGAAACAUUUCCAGUGGGUCCAGAGCCCUAGGUAUUCUGGACCCAUUGCAGAAGUGUUUUUACUUCUCCAUUGCUACUUUGGAGGUGUUGGGUAUGUUAUCUCAUAGACAAAUGAAGUUCAAGCUUCUCACUGAGAAAUCCUUGAGGUUUAUUGAAUUCUGCAUCUGAAUGCAGAACCAUCCAGUGCAAUGAGAGGUCCAUAACAAAAGCACUUCCUCACUGCAUUCAAGGGGCAUCAUGUUAUGAGGUGGAACUCUAGUGUGUCCCAGGGAAUCAGGAAGUCACAAGGCAUAUAAAACCCAACUGAAAUGAACACUGAGCUCUUUAUUCAUGCCCAAAGUGAACUGCAGAAGCAAUUCUAGCUUCUUGUAUACACUCCAGAGUUUGGGUGGGCUCAAAUGAUUUAACUCCACCCUCUACUGAAGUUAUGGGGAGAGAAAAAUGACAGUUCCUUCUAAAGCUGUUUCAAUUUUCCCAGAAGACUUUUUUCAGAGAACACUUUUUUUGUUCCCACCUAAUGAGAAAAUUAAGGCAACUUUGCAAUCAAUCAAUCAAUCAAUCAAUCAAUCAAUAAAUUAAAAAUUGUGAAUAUUCUCUCUCAUUCCACAUGCAGUGUUGUGAAAUGCUGCCUAGGGCUGAGGUGUUUUGGAGGAUACAAGAUGGUGACCAGAUUCCUAACAUAUCUAUUUUCCUUUGCAACCACAGUAAAAAGGAGGGGAAAGGAAACAUUUGGAAAAAGGAAGUCAUUGUGUUACUGUCCCUAACAAUGUUGUAAUGAGAAAUUGUAAGAAAAUUUCUCCUUCCCAUUCAUAAAACUGUCCCACAAUUUUUCUGCCCUCAAUUAGGAUGAUAACUUUUUGCCAGUUGUUCACUGCUCUGAUUCCUUCUAUCCAUCUCUACUAAACCCUUUCUGUAAGCAGCAGCAAAAAACCCCCCAAAAAACCUCAAUUUCUCAACAGAAACUUUUUGGGCAAAACAGGCGUGAUUUUGUUUCAAACUGUUUUAAAAGCACUAUAAAGCUACAAUAAAGUAAAUUUUAGAUCCCAUAAACCACUACAACAUCUGCCACCAAACAGUAUUCCAGUAACUAUACCUUCAUAGUAGUUUAGCAUAUCUUUCCUUCAAAACACCAUCUGGUCUGAUCUAUAAAAACGAAUUUGUAGUAUAUGGGCUUUUUAGAAUAAUCAGCAAAUUGAGUUUUGGCAUAACACUACUGGUAUUCAGAAAUGCAGAAGGCAAGAUAGCAGCUCAGAAGAAUUCCAUCGAUUCUAACAUGCAGCAAACAUGUUCAUUCUGCACUAUUGUCUCACUAGUUACUAGAAAGAAGAAAAGCAAUUAUUUUCAGGUCUUGUUGGCCUUGAUUAGGCGUUUUCUCCUUGUUUAGCAAGGGCCAUUUUGUAUUGUCCAUUCCCACUUUUCAAAAACCCUAAUAUCAGUGCUUUUUUUCUGGGGGGAUGCAUACCCCUAAACAUUUUGUGAAUCUUUGUACUUUUGUCCAUUUACUAUAUUUAUUUUUCCUGAUUUGAACUAUAAAAUUGUGAUUUUCUUGAGUCAAAAUGAGAGUACCCCUAAACAUUUUAAAGAAAAGAAAGCACUGCCUAAUAUGCACAAGAAGAGCUCCAGAAAGACCUUUCCCAAAGCAAUACGUUGCAAUUGCAUCCCAAGAGGCACAUGUGGGGAUGCUCCCAAAGGAUCAGUCUUGUUCAGGACAAAUAAAGAGGUGCUCCUGCAUCACUAUAUUCUCAUGCAGUGGUACCUCGGGUUAAGAACUUAAUUUGUUCUGGAGGUCCGUUCUUAACCUGAAACUGUUCUUAACCUGAGGCACCACUUUAGCUAAUGGGGCCUCCCGCUGCCGCCACACCAUUUCUGUUCUCAUCCUGAAGCAAAGUUCUUAACCCGAGGUACUAUUUCUGGGUUAGCGGAAUCUGUAACCUGAAGCGUCUGUAACCUGAAGCAUCUGUAACCCGAGGUACCACUGUACAUCAGAAAAGUAAUACACUACUAUCCUAGAUAGUACUGUCUCAACACUAUUGGUCAACAGGGAAUCUGAGUAUUGACGCAUGUACUUUCCCCAUAAUCCCUCUGAUAUAACUAUUGGAGGAACCAAGUUAUUGUUAAAUGGUUGGCAUAUAUUGUUCUUGAUGGCACAUUAACAAAUGUGCCAUCAAAAGUAUCUGCGCUGAGUAUCUGCAACACAUCUAAAACUGAACCGGCUCCCCAUCUCAGCUGCUAUGAGGAGAAUAAUAAUCACAGAAUCAUGUUUCCUUCAGAAUGAGGCACUGAUGAGACUGUGGUGUCUAGGCCUGAGCGAUAUAUUGAUAUAUUGCCCAGCACCAGUAUAUCGAGAUGUCGGCUUCACUCAGCGAUAUAUCACUGGUGUAUUAGCGAGGCAAGUUCAGGGAGGGGGUCCCACCCAAUUGCUUUCUCAAACACAUCUACUUCUUUUGUUACCUUAAUGGCCCAACAGAAAGUUAAUCUCAUAACAAUAUGUCUGUAUUAUAAAUUACUUAUACAACUAACAAUUCAUAUACAUACACAAUUUUUCUUACAAAAAAAUAAAUUGACAGUUUUAAGCAGCAAUUCCAAACAAAUACUUAAACUACUCUAAUAAUGGAUGGUUCCUUGCAAAUGAGUAAACCAAAUAUAUAAGCUGAAAUCCAGUUCCUAACGCAGUUAGUUGCUGCCAAUAACAGGGGUGGAAGCCAUGGGUAGGGAAUUUUAAAAUGAGUAAUGGAACUGAGUAAUCACUCUGACAACUGAGUGAUUCAUAAAUCAUAAAUUCUGGACAAGGGUCUAGAACAGGGGUCUGCAACCUUUAAGACAAAAAGAGCCACUUGGACCCGUUUCCGAAGAAAAAAAACCUGGGAGCCGCAAAACUUGUCAUUAUAAAAAUAACUUUUUUGUCACUUUACUCCUCCUCAUAGAAAUAAAUGUUAAAUUAACAAGUUACCUUUUUUGUGUGUGUGUUCUUCACUCCCCUUCAAAACAGUGACCAGCGUACAUGCCCCCUUACAAUGCAGUGACCAGCGUACAUGCCCCUUACAAUGUAGCGGGCGGGCGGGCGGGAAGGUGAUGUCAGGACGGUGUGUGACUAACGCACGCACCGCCCCCAUGCGACGUCACAGCCAGUACAGCGGCCACCACAGUGGGGAGUGUUGGGGCGCACAAUGCGCCUCCUCUCCUCGUUAGUAUCCGUCCCGGAGCCGCGGCAAAGGUUUUAAAAGAGCCACAUGCGGCUCUGGAGCCGCGGGUUGCAGACCCCUGGUCUAGAAUGUUAAAUGACAAGUAAAAUCUUCUCUUUGCUAACUUACUGCUUGCCUGACCUGUGAAGGGUUAACAAGUUCACAUUACUUCAUUUAAACUAGAAAAACAGUUUCCUAAUGAAAUAGCAGUACUUCCUAAGAGUGUGUGUGUUGCAAAAAGCAAUAAUAAGCAUGUGAGGAGCUUAUGCCAGGCUCUACAUUCAAAUCAAGCAUAAUAAAUAAAACAUUUUAAAGUGAAGCUGUUGACGGAUGGGCAAGUGGAAACAAGGUUAUAAUGAUCGAUUGGGGGGAUGAUAUGAAACAAAUUAAAGUGUCCACUCAUUAAAGCAACAGAAAACACUUUAUUGUGUAUUUGGCUUGUGUCUAUUAGGCUGGCAGACCAUUUGGUGGCAAUUUAAGCAUCUUUAGCCUGUGA
This is a messenger RNA of Podarcis lilfordi (Lilford's wall lizard), 71499 nucleotides long. NCBI's taxonomy places the organism in Eukaryota, Metazoa, Chordata, Lepidosauria, Squamata, Lacertidae. The record is from the annotation of a GenBank genome assembly.